This is a messenger RNA of Podarcis lilfordi (Lilford's wall lizard), 80837 nucleotides long. Lineage: Eukaryota; Metazoa; Chordata; Lepidosauria; Squamata; Lacertidae. The record is from the annotation of a GenBank genome assembly.
AUGGGGAGGCAGGGCUGUGCGCUGAACAUUCCGCCACAUUUGUGCAGAUUCCAAUUUCAGAACACUGGUGGCUCACUCACCUGGGUACCUUUUCCAACUCACUUCAGCCAGCACCGAGACAGCAGUUGUAGAGGAUCCUUGGCCCCACAGCCUCCCAAGUCUUUAUAUUCCAGGUACAUGUAGACCAUCAAGUCAAAGCUCUAGGGCAGGGAUGGGAAACUCCAGCUCCCAUCAGCCCCAGCAAGAAUGGUCCAUGGUCUGGGAUGGUGGGAGUUGUAGUCCAACAGCGAUUGGAGGCUAAGCAUCCAGGCAUUACACAAAUUGAAAUGUACAGGGCUGAGGAGCCUUUUUUUAGCAUGAAGGCCACAUCUUCUGAGCAGACUUCUGGGGGCCACAUGCUGGUGGUGGGUAGGACCAGAGGCAAAAGUGGAAGUGGCAAUGGAUGUAAAAUUUUACUUUUGUUCAGUAGGCUAGUUUCUAUGCAUUACGCAUCUCUCUCUACCCUUCAUCCAGUUUCAGUGGAGGCUGGUCUAAUAAUAAUAAUAAUAAUAAUAAUAAUAAUAAUAAUAUAUUAUUAUUUGUACUCCACCAAUCUGGCUGGGCUUCCCCAGCCACUCUGGACAGGGCUGCCUUAAGAUGUCUUCUGAAUGUCAGGUAGUUGUUUAUCGCUUUGACAUCUGAUGGGAGGGCGUUCCGCAGGGUGGGUGCCACUACUGAAAAGGCCCUCUGCCUGGUUCCCUGUAGCUUUGCUUCUUGCAGUGAGGGAACCGCCAGAAGGCCCUCAGCGCUGGACCUCAGUGUCUGGGCAGAACGAUGGGGAUGGAGACGCUCCUUCAGGUACACUGGGCCGAGGCCGUUUAGGCCUUUAAAGGUCAACACCAACACUUUGAAUUGUGCUCAGAAAUGUACUGGGAGCCAAUGUAGGUCUUUCAGGACCGGUGUUAUAUUGUCUCGGCAGCUGCCCCUAGUCACUAGUCUAGCUGCCGCGUUCUGGACUAGUUGUAGUUUCCAGGUCACCUUCAAAGCUAGCCCCACAUAGAGCGCAUUGCAGUAGUCCAAGCGGAAGAUAACCAGAGCAUGCAUUAGGGUAAACUGGGCACAGGAGGAACAGCCUGCCUUCAGUCCUCACUUUCCUUCUUGCUCACAAUUAGUCCCAGGAGUGGCUGCCUGUGUCAGCUUCCUCCUCCUUACAAUCCCUCGGCACCAUAAAUUUAAAGCAAUAUUAUACCACUUUAAACAGUCACAACUUUCCCCAAAGAUUCCUGGGAACUGUAGUUUGGUUAGGGUACUGAGAGUCGCUAGGGGAUCCCCUAUUCUCUGCACAGAAUUUCCAGAGUGCUUUAAUUGUCAAUUCCUUUCUCUCAAGGAACUCUGAGAAUUGUAACUCUGUGGGUGAAAUAUGGGUCUCCUAAGGCCUCUCUGCACCCCUGAAAAUACUACAGUGCCUGGCAUUCUUUACAAGAAGCCAUGACUUACUGAAGUUGAAUGAUUCUGUUCUAAAUGCAUAGUGUAGAUGAGGCCUUAGUCUCAGUGCCAUCCUGAUAGAAUUGAGCAGGGAGGAAGAUGGGGACAAAGCUAGAUUUAGCUGGUCCUGCUUGCAAUUGGCUCUGGGUCUACUUGCUGUUGGGUUCCUUGCCUUCGGCCCCACCAGCCGCAGCUGCCAAGUUUAGCAAUUUUAUGCCAGAGUCCCCUUUUAAAGAUGCUGUCUGAUCAAAGGACAGUAGAAACAAGAGCGUAUUUCUGGACAUAAAUACUUUUAACACCAUAACACCAUGUGACGUCAACCCAGAAAGAUAAACUGUAUCUCUGAUAACACUCAACUACAUAUUCCAUCCUCAGUGUUCUGUAACUGCCACCUUGGCUAGAAUGCCCUUUGAUUCACAUCCACAUGGCUGAAUAAGGCAAAAGCCAAAACAUUUUACUUUAAGACUUCAAUCUCUUUCUUAAUUUAUUUAAUUUAAUCUAUUUAUAUUACACACAAAAAAAUCCCGUCAAGAUGAAAUUGGUUAAGAUUAACCAUGAAAGUCAGAGUAAAAACUCGCUUAGAAUGCCUGCUGAAUAAUAAUUACUUUUAUCACAAAUGAGACCACGCAAAUACUUUCCUUUCCUAAAUUUUAAAUGGGUCUUUGAGACUUCAAGGAAAAUUGGAUGGAGGCUAAUUUAGAUUGUUGUUGUUGUUGUUGAUGAUGAUGAUGAUGAUGAUGCGCUGGCUUUUAUGUUUCUUGGAUGGAAUUGGAUAUUUUGUGUUGGGUUUAUGGAUGGAUAUUCAUACAUGGUUGUAAACUUUGAGGGACAACCUAAAAGCCAAAAACAAACCAACAAAGCGCUCCAAAGCUGGAGCCAGCCUUUUUUUUUAAUGGUUUCUCAAACAUGUAUUAAAUAUAAAAUUUCAGCUUUCAAAUACAGAAGACCCUAAAGAUUGGCUGUAGCUUAUUGGCAUGCAGAAGGUCUGUGUUCUAUCCCUGGAAUCUCCAGGCGGGACUGGAAAGCCUCCUGAAAGUCCAUGUCAGUCUGUGUAGACCAGGCAUAGGCAAACUCGGCCCUCCAGAUGUUUUGGGACUACAGUUCCCAUCAUCCUUGACCACUGGUCCUGCUAGAUAGGGAUCAUGGGAGUUAUAGGCCAAAAACAUCUGGAGGGCCGAGUUUGCCUAUGCCUGGUGUAGACAAUAUUGAGCUAGAUGGACUGACUCAGUUGAAGGUAGCUUCCCAUGUAUCUACUUUAGGGAAUAUGUGGAUGCUCUGACACCUGAGGCCACUCUGAUAGAAAAGUAUCAUUUGUUUCAUAUCAUGCCUUUCCUCCCAAAGGAGCCCAGGGCAGCAGUAUUUGAUACUGGAUUAUCAGGUUGAUCAAAUCUGAAAUAUUCCACCAACAUCAGAAAGGUACAUUGCAAACACCACCAUCUCCUCCUCCUCAUGCUCUGCAAAGCAUCAUGGACAUCAAAGGUGCUAUGUGAAUAAGACCUUCACAGUAAUUCAUACUGGGGAAAAUUGAGAAAAAGCAACUCCAUUUUAGUACAUGUUCUGUAUUUUGUUUUUAAAUAUUGCAGGGGAAUUUGUGGAGGACAAGGUUAUUACAUACUCAUGUUUGGGAAGUUAAUCCAUUCAGCCCUUUCUGCAGACGACUGGGACCUUAGGAGGCUAUUCUCAAGUAAGUCAUGCAUGAUGAAAGACUUCCACAAAGAAUCCUGGGAACUGUAGUUUGGUGAAGGUAUUGGAGAUCACUAGGCUCCCAUUCCAAAAUAAGGGAAGAGAAGCAAUGACUGUUAAACCAGUUCAAUUAUUAUUGUUUAUUAUAUAGUUUAAAUCUACGGAAUAGAGAUAUACCCUCACAGUCCCAAGAAAUUAAGAAAAUGAAGACUGGUUUCCAAGACCCAGUGCCUUUUCUUUCUAAAAAAAAUGUUUAGGGGUACUCUCAUUUUCCUACUCAUAUUGAAAUACUGCUCCUCAAUGAGGCCAAACUUAGAUUCACAAAAUGUUUUGGAGUAUGCGUCCCCCUGCAUCCCCCCAGAAAAAAGCGCUGCCAAGACCCGUGGGGGAAAAGCCAGAUUUUGAAGGUUUAUAAAACAUUCAUUCCAUCCCUCUGGUUCCACUGUGUUACGAUAAUAAGCAAGGUGUAAAUUUAUUUCAGUUUAAACAAUUUCACUUAAAAAACAGAAUAGCAAUAAACAAAAAGCCCUUGAGUACUAGAUUAGCUUAGAAAUAUGCUAUGACUAGGUUGCCCACAAAGGCAAAAAAAUUCAGGCGACAUAUUUAUGGUGACAUCAAGUGAGGCAAAUUGCACUUUUGGCUUCAGAAGAGCUAUCAGUGAAAUAAUGUAACAUCUGCCUUUCAAUCAAGUCUAAUGUAAACAAAUCUGCAUACUGACAAAACCAAAGCAUAGCCAGCUUUUUAAGAUACCGAGGAUUGUAGAAUUCAAUCUACAGUUACCACAUACAGUAUAUUUUUGGAAAGAUAGAUAUAUUAAGUACUGUAUGCAAUGACACACCAGAAACAGUGCAAUUUCACUCCUUGAAACUGAUCACCAGUUACUCAGUUACAGAGCAAUCCUUACACGCAGUUACUUGAAAGUUACUCACAUUGAAAUCAGUAAAACACUUUCUAGCAAUCCCAGUUAGGAUCGGAUUGAUUAAUCUACCAGUUAACACUUGCAGCCCUAAUCCUCACGACAAUAAAAAGCAGCAGGAAUAUGCUAAAGUGCUCUUUUUAAAUGACAUUUUCCCCAUGAGUUGAAAAAAAUUGUCAUUAAGUAAUUCAAAAACAUAGAUUUGUCUAUAGCUUGGACAAUUCCAGGUUGAUUUUAGGGAGAAAUUUCAUUGGUUUCAAAAAGUGUAAAUUUUAGGUGCAAAAUUAUGUAAGAAUUUGAGAGUCCAUCUUAACAACUCAUAUUUCAGAAGUUGUUCCUUGCUGUGACUAUUCUGUAUUAAUGGAUUUUAAUGCAACACUUCAGCAUUUGUAAAAUUCAAAUUCUAGCGAAAAGAAAAAUAAUUUUGAAGGUCUUUGGGUUCUGGACAAUUAAUAUUUUCAGAAUGCACAAUGUUGGCUGCCCUUGUAAAUCUUUGCAAUGAAACUGAAAUUCUGGAAUAAUCUACAAUCUGUUUAUCAAUGUGAAUAAGGUAUUUAUAACAGAGUGUGACAGAAGUGCUCAAAGGCUAUAUUUGUAGAGGGAAAUGGGGGGUCAAAACCAGAAUAACUGGGGGGAAAUCACUUUAGACCAAACAGCAUUAUUUGGGGAACAGGAGGCACCAGAAUCAGGAAGAAGCAGCCCCAAGCCUUGUUAUUUCCAGCAAGUGGAAGGCACAAGAGGAAGACCUUAUAUACAGUGGCCUUCUAGACCAAUCCCUAACCACAACCUGCAGAAGUGACAGAGUUUCAGGGAUUGCUUACUCAUGAGCUGCACAAUGUGUCUAGGGGGAUGUAGAAUCAAACUAUGUCGUUGCCCUUUGGUCCAGACCCAGAUUUUUUGGCGCCAUUGUUUUUAAGGACUGGGGCGCAUCCAUGUCCUUUUCUGAGAGCUCCAUGGGUUGUUCAGCAGGUCUCCUCUUUGAAGGCAUCUCAAGAGGAUCCUCAAUACUAGUACCGGAGGGCACUGCUUGUUCCUCAAGGUCCUUGACCUGGUGUGUGUGUGUGUGUCUGGGUCAUCCCCUGUGGACUCCUGUGUAUGGUACCAGGUCAGGACUAGGGCAUGCCAAACAUCCCCAUUAAACCCUUGAUAAAUAUUUGCAUUAAAACAAAAAAUACCUUUGUUAAGAUUAUCUUCUUCACAUGGAAACGUUGAGUGCUUAAUCUCAAAUGAUGCCUUGCUAGGAACAAUCAGACUUUAGAUACAAACAGCUAGCCAGAAGAAUGGGUUUGGAUCCAGUGUUAAGUCAUACCCAGAGUAGACGCCUUGAAAUUAGUAGAUAUGAAUAACCUAUUCCUAUCAAUGUCAGUGGGUUUACUUUGACUUAGUUGGCUAUGUCCUACUGGGAGUAUCCAAGUAGAUGCAUAAGGCCCCAAUCCACUUUCUCCCCUCUGAAUCUGUCAAGUGAGAGCUGUGUGUUCCCAAAAUUCAGAAGUAAGGUGUGUGGCUGCCACAGAAUCUUUUCCAGAGAGGCAUUAACUAUUUAACUCUUUUCUUGGGAAUAUUUACUGACUCUUAUAUUGCUAUCCUUUAGGCACCAGGAAUUGUCCCCAACCAAUUUCUACUCAGAGCCCAUAGAAACUACUAGACUUAAAUUAGUCAUGUCCAUUCAUUUAAAUGGGUCUUCUUUGAGUAGAACUUAGCUGGAGACAACUUCAUGUAAAGUCUAGAGUGCCUGCAUUUAAAAAUAAUAAUUAUUGGUUCUAGGUGUUGUUUUAAGCUUGCUGCUGCUUGUUUUGCCUUUUGUAGUUUUUACUGUAUUCUAGUUUUUAUUCUGCUUUUGCUAUGUAAACUGUAUUGGGGGUACUUGUCAAAAAGCUUGACAAAUAAAGCUUGUAAAUAAGAGAAGCAUCAAAGCUGGAGUGCCACCACCAAGAAGGAUCUCCCCAGAGCUGCUGCUGAUCAAGCCUCAAAGGCAAGAAAGUCCCUGGCUGAUGCUAAUGGGUGGACUUGUCUACAGCAGCUUAGGUGUCCUCUUAGGUGACCAGACCCCAAGCUGUUUAGGCUUUGUACACCAGUACAAGUACCUUGAGACGGUCCCCAAUAAUCACCUACCUGCAGCAUUUUGUGCUAGUUGCUGCUUCCACACCUACCAAAGUUGUUCAGGUGUGGGGCAUCUUUGGCCCUCCAGAUGUUGCUGAACUACAGCCCCCAUAAGCUGCACCACACAUGGUCAGUGGCCAGGGGUGAUGGGAGCCAUAGUUCAGCAGUAUCUGGAGCCUUGUUCUAGAGAAACUUUGAUUAAUCCAACACAGAAUGUCUUAUGCAGAAGUAUAUACUCAGAAUCACUUAACUGAGAUUAUUUGACUGUUAAGAGAUCCCGAGUAUGCAUUAUUGUAAACUGAAGACACAUCAGUAUGCUAUGGGGAUUCUAAUAAAAUGAGAGAACUGAUUCUACAAGGCUGAAGGCACAAUCUCAGUUCAAGUGGCACCCUACCACAGUCCCCAGAAGUAUAGUCAAUGCAUAAGCAGGCUGAUGCCAACUAAGAUUCCUUCUCUAUGGCAAUGUCCCAUUUAUGGAAUGUCCUCUCUUCUGAUAUAUGGAUGACACCAACAUUUAUUAGUUUCUAUCGCCAGCCAAAGACCUAUUUAUUUGACAUUCCCAAUAGCUAGUUUUUCCAAUUUUGUCAUUGCUGUACCAGUUGCUGUUCUGUUACUGCCCUUGCUUUAUGGUAUUACCGUUGAAUGUUGUUGUUGAUAAGGUUUUAGAUUGCUUUACUGUACCCCAUCCUGAAAGCACUUGCACUGAAAGGCAGGCUAAAAAUAUCUGCAAAUAAAAAUAAAUUCACCGAAGGCAGUAAGAAAAAAACGACGAUUUGGAAAUGGCUCUUGGUGUUUAACCUCAAACUCAAGUAUUUUAAUUCAUUGGCUCAUUCAGUGUCUAUUCCAUGACCUUCAAGGUUUACAGGAGCAGCUGUAAAGGUGCUGUUAAUUUAAAAAAAUGAAAAUGGGGAGGAGAGUAUGCUGGAAGCUAUGGAGUAGAAACUGCAACUCUCUGCAGCUGUUCCUUUGCCCAAGAUCAUCAACAUCACCUUCUCACAAGAACUGGCUGUUUGCCACAGGGUUCUUUCAGAUUUUAGCAAAGCUAUCACUUUGGGGGGUUUUGUGUGUGAGGGGUUGCACAACCUUUCAUGACACAGAAGUCUGUGGCUUUUUCUCCAUCAAAUCUAUAGUAAAACGUAUGCAUGAAUGCUAGGGGUCCACAGAUCUUAGCUCAACUUGGUAACCAGCCAGAUUUGUUUGUGUCAUGAUCCUACCCUCCCUUUCAAGAAGGAGAGAAUGGGGGUCUUCUGGCAUUCCCCUGAGCUCAAGACCCAGUACAACUGUCAAUAGCAAGCUCCUUCCCUUCUUUCGCAAAAAAAGAGGAGGAGGGGAAUCCCCAUAGGGCCAAGCUCAGAUAUUCAAAGUGAAGCAUGAAGUCUUCCAACAGCUCUCCAAGUAACUCUGAGAUUCAGCGCGGAAUCAGGGGAAAGGUCCUUGCAUUUCUCUUGUGCUUCUGAAGCCAGCCUGGUAUUGCAAAGUUCUCACAUUCUUCCAGGCCUAAGAGGCCAGGGGCUCUCCUUGAAGUGGGAUGUGGUAGGGUUGGCCUGUGGUCUAAGGCACUGGAUUUAAGCUCAUCAUUCUGAUUGCAUAUGGAUGGCGUUAGUGGUAGAAAACAUGCUCUACACACAUUAAAGUCCCAGGUUCAAUCCCUGGUGUCUCCACAGAAGGCUGGAAAAAACUUGUCUGAAAUCCUGACAAGCUGUUGCCAGCUAAUAUAGACAAUAGAUGGACAAAUUUUCUGACUCUGUAUAAAGCAGCUUCUUUUCUAUUUGUGCAAAAGUUGUCCUCACCAGCAGUGACAUGGCAAGUGUAUUUGUGAAUCCUUGCUAAAGGAUUAGGGCUAUUUCUUCCCAUGAGCUCUCUGGAACUGCAUCAGAUGUUAAAUUCUGUUGCGAGAUUUCUGAGACCUGUUCCACAGAAUUAUGAAGCUGAAGAUUAUAAAUUAUCUGUGGCACUUUUACAGCGCAUAUCUACUCAGAAGGAAGCUGGGGCUUACCUAACAGUUAAGCCUCAUUCAACCAGUGCAGGUUUCUUCUGAGUUGGAAUGCAAACCAUUGCAUUGUUAAAAUGAGCUGUCAUCUCUGCCUGCUGCAAUCCCUAUCUAUAAUAUCUCAUUUUGUUCAACCUCUCUUUCUCCUUACUUCCCCAGUUCUCCUUACUCUUCCCUGUUCUACCUGAUAAAAAAAAAUAGGGGGCAGCACAUGUGCUGUUUUUUCAUGUUUCUUAGUCUUGAGCACCAUAAAGAUCAACAAAUUUAUAAUGACAUCAGUUUCCCCAUCCAGAAUUCACUCCGUCCACUCUAGUCCAUGCGUUUUUUGCAAUAAUUAUUAAGAGUUCGACUUUAAGGCAGAUAGGAGUCUGUGAUCCUCCAAACCAAAUCUUUUUCCAUAUCAACCUUUGUUUUGACAUCAGAUGAGGUCUCUACACGUGAUGACAUACCUGGUGUGAGGGCCCAGGAAGGUUUUCAGUGGUGGCUCUUUGCAUAUGGAAUUCUCUUCCUAUUGAGGUGCAACAAACCUCAUCUCUUUAUAGCUUCAGGCAAAUAGUCAUGAUGCAUCUUAGAAAGAGGAAAGGCUGCUGCUAUUAGUAAUUGUGAUUCAGUGAUUUGUUGUGUUUUUUAAUGCUGUUUUUAUUGUUGUUAUGCAUUCUUAUCUCUCUGGUUUUAUUGCAAACUGCCGUGUGGCCGGUUCAAAGGGUGAUACAUAAAUUAUCCAAACAAAUAAAUAAUCUCUGGAGUUGAAGGGAGUCCCACAACAUCCACAGGGAAGCAGAUUCCCAAUUUUAAGAUGCUAGAAGCCUCUGAGAUGUUUUUGCUGCAGCAGAGGGACUUGGCUUGCUCUCUGGAAACAGCACUUAAGAGCAACAUCUUAGAGAAAGCACUCCCCUGCUGUGAAAGAGACUCCAAGAUAAAUCUCUGGUGUGACUGGGAAAGAUCCAUCUGAAACUCUGGAGAGCUUCUUGGAGUAAUGCUCUGACUUCUAUGUUCUUCCUUCUCCGCAUCAUACCUUGCCACCACAAGCCAUCACCCACUCCCUUCUCUUCAAAGAGGACCUUGGGGCUAUUGUCCUGCUCUUCACAUAUCCCACAAAGUUUUCCUUCAUUUUUAUCUCUUAUAUAAUAUCACUACCCAUCUUCAGUUUCUUUCAUUACAACCUCCUUAAAUCUCCUGAUGGUGGCGCUCUCUUUCCACCUCCCCAACACUAUCCUCUCUAUGCUCUUUCCUACACUAGAGUCUCAUAGUCCCCCUUCUUAACUCCCGAAUCAACUUCCCCAGUCCCUGUUUGAACCACACCACUCCACUAUUUCCUGGUCCCUCCACCAGCCCCCAGCUUCCUUUUUUACAUCUCCUUAUCAAGAUUGCCCUAAGUGGGCGAAGGCCGCAUUCACACCAUACAUUUAAAGCGCUAUAAUACCACUUUAAACAGUCAUGGCCUUCCCCCCAAAGAAUUCUGGGAGAUGUGGUUCCUUAAGGACAGUGUUUCAUGUGAUUGAUUGUUAAACCACUCUGAAAAGUGUAGCCCCAUCUGGGGAAUACUCACUCCCAGCACUCUUAACAAACUACAGCUCCUAGAAUUCUUGGGGGGGCAUGACUGUUUAAAGUGGUAUCAUUGAGUUUUAAAUGUAUGGUGUGAAUGUGACCUACCUCCUCCAAACAGGAAGACCUUCCUCUUAUACCUCUCCCACAACUGACUUCCCCCUCCUUUCACAUUCCAAACAUUUCAUCAGUCUUACACUGCUUCAACAGAACCCCCACCUUACCAUUCUUCUCUAUCCUCUGGCAUGCUUUCUGCCCUGGCUAUCUUCCACAUCCCUCCAGCUCCUCACACCUCUGACUGUUGCCCCUUUCUUCAAUGGUCUCUCAUUUGCAUCUCUCUAUUUUUCUCACAUCCCCCCCACCCAGCAACUUGCCAUUCUUCCACUCCCUCAAGUACGCCCCCACCAGUCCUCCCUGCUCUCCCCACCUUUACCUCCCAUUUCAAUUUUGCCCACUGCCAGGCACCCCUGCCCCUAACCCUCCAAAUAAACCCCAAUUCCUUCCUGCUCUCCUUCAUUCCUCCAAGACCCCCCCACCCCCUCCCUGCUGUUCCCAUUGCCAUCUCCUCACCCCUUCACUAAGCACACCCAAGUAUAUCCCUAAUGCCCCGUCGUAAUGUUUCCAGGGUCCCCUUUGUUUUCAUCUUACAGCUCCCCAACUUUUCGCAUCCCCUCCCCUCCCUCUCCGAAUUACACCCUUCCUACUCCCCUCCCCCCGACGUAGGACCCUCUGCCUUCCAUCUCUCUCUCUUUUAACCCAACUUUCACAUUCCCUCCAUCUCCCUCCUCUUCCAGUCUCACCCACCGCCAGCACCCUCUAAGUGCACCUCUCUUCCUUCCCACCUUCCCUAGUUUACCUCUACCCCCUUGUUCCCACCCCUCUUUCAAUCUCACCCACAACCACGCACCCCUCCUUUCCCCAUACACCCCUCUUCCUUCCCAAUCUCUCCGCCCUCCCCCAUAUUCUGCUCUCACUCUUUCCUUCCGACCCUCCCCCCGGGACAGCGUGUGGGUCUGUGCGUGUGUUGGGGGGGUGGCGUUCCGCGCCCCGGCCGGCCGGCCUUCGCCUCAGUGGCUCCUCCUCCUCCUCUUCCCCUUCGCUGUGGCGGCGGCUGCUGUUCCCGGGGCUGCCGCGGCGCUGCUCUCUCUCUCUCCCUCCCGCUUCCUUCUUUCCUUCCUUCCUUCCGUCGUCCUGAGCUCGUCCCUCGCUCCCUCCCACUCUCUCGCUCACUCUCCUCCUCCUCCUCCCGGCCGUUGCAGGCCGAGCUGAAGCAGGCGAGGCGGAGCAUCUCUUCCUCCGCUGCUGCUGUUGCCGCCGCUGCGGCCACCUCCUCCUCCUCUUGCCCUCCCUGGCUAGCUCGCCAGCCACCCGGCCGGCCUUCUCUCUCUCCCUCCUCACGCCGCCGCGACACUCCGGCGGAGCCCCCAUCCUCCAUGCGGAUGUGACAUUUCGCGGCCGCCAUUUUGAGAGGCAGCGAAGGCGGCGGAGGAGGAGCAGGCCCGACUCGCUCCCAACGCCGCCUGUCGCCGUCGAAGGAGCCCGCCCGCCUUGGCGCUGCCCGCGCCGCCGGGCCUCCCUCCUCACCGGAGCCGGCCCAGCCCGGGGGGAGGAGGAGGAGACCCAGCAGCAGCAGCAGCAGCAGGGCCUAGACGUCGCCCUCCUCCUCCGCAGCCGCCGCCGGACCGGGACUUUGCCUCAGCCUGCACCCGCUCUGAGGCGAGCUCGGCCCUCCAUCCUCCUCCUUCCUCACUCCUCCUCCCACUCCCACCCCCGCCGCCAUUGGGCGAAUAGCCAGUAAAUACGUGCGCGUCUCGCUGCCUCCCCCGGCGGCCGCCCGCUCCCUGCCCGCCGCCGGAGUCCAGCAGCAGCAGCAGCCCGAAGCCCAACAGCAGCAAUUGCAGCCUCACCAGCUCCAGGCCGCGGAGCCGCCCCGCCGCCAGCCGACUCAGCCCCAGUCUCUGCAUCAGCAGCUCCUGCCUUUCCAGCGCCCAUCGCCGCUCGACGCGGGGCCUCCUCAGCAGCAGCAGCAGCUCCUGCCGCCGCCGCCUCCUCGCCCUCCUCCCUCAGCCAAGGCCCAGGCCGCCGAGCCUGAGCUCCCGCAGCCCGACAUGAACCACCACCAGCAACAGCAACAACAACAGCAGCAGAAGCCCGGGGAGCAGCAGCUGAGCGAGCCCGAGGACAUGGAGAUGGAAGGUAAGGGGCAGGGGGUUUUGCGCUGUGUGUGUGUGGAGGCUGCAGCCUCCCCUGCUUCGCAGAUUGCAGUCUGCAUUUACUCCACCUCCCACACUUUCUUUCUGCACCCCCAUUUCUCCCUCCUUGCAGCAUCCUCCCCCCACCCCUUCAUCUCGAGUGUCUUUUGCAAUCCAUUCCCUCCCUCCUCCCUCCCCCCAGGACGGUGACUCCUCUGAUUUGGUUCUGCAGUUCCUCCACAAACACAUACACCGGCCCCCCUCAACAUCCUGGAUGGCACUGGAUGGUGGUAGUCCCUCUCCCCUCCUCUUGUUUUUUAAACCUUCUUUGAAAUAAAUAAUGAGCAUACACCCCUGUUCUUCCCCUUAUGAUUUCUCCUUUUCCAACUAUGUUCCCAUCCUGGCACUUAUUGCUUCCUGCACCCCUACUGCAGUCCCUCCCGCAUGUUGUAUCUAGCUAUCUUUUGCUUCUCCUGCUGACCUUAGGGGCCUCACACUUUUUCUCAGCUUUUGUAUCUUCUAUUUUAAGUUUCUCUGCUUUCUUCAGCAUAUCCCCCCAUGCACCCUCUUUUCAUACACUUAGAUCCAUGACCUCAGUUCCAAAGCCCCCAGAUUCUGUUUUCUCCAUACAUUCACUUUUCCCAAACACUUUCCCCUCUAACUUUGCAUACCUUGACUCUCUUCCUUAUUUUCUUCUCCCUUGGCCCCUAAUACUAUGUAGGCUUUUGAUUUCCUAACUUUAUAGUACCCCCUCCCACAGUUUUCCCCUUCCUGGCAUUAUCUCAACUUCGUAGGGACUCCAGUCACUUUAUCUUUCAAGCCUGCAGCUAUCUCAUCACUUUACUCUGCAUGUGCCUCCACACAGUCUAACAGGAUACUCCUGCAGCGCCAUAUCCAUGUUCUUAUCCAUGCCAUAUCCGUGUAGUCAGAUUUUGAUUCCUUUCAACUCUGUGCCUAAACUGCACCUUCAGAUCUUGCUUUCCAAUUUCUCUCCCUUUGGCAUAUAAAAAAGCUUAUACCUCUCUCUUCCAACUCAGUUGAAUGUUGGAAGAGACACAUAAUGCACUCUGUCUCAUUUCUGUAUUCCAUAGUUCUGCACCCAUUUUACCCACCAACCUUUGGAUUGCCUUGACCUUUACAGGUCUCCCAGUUCUGUGCUCUCUCCAUUCUCAGUAAUCCCUGCAGCAUCUCCCUGCACAAGGCACUGCUUGGUCGUCUGGAAAUACACCUUUAAUUCCUCUCUAUUCCUCAUCCACUACAGGGACACGUAUCUUAGUUCUGUGGCUGGCAUCCUUUCCCUGUAGCCUUCCUUCCCCUCUAGGGCUGGGGCCUCCUUUUUCCCUCCUGCCCCACCGGCCAUGCCUGCUUUUCCUUGAAGAUACCGGGCAGAUAAGGCUGCUGCUCCAGGUCCUAUCCCACCAGCCAACUUGGAAAGACCUUUGGGAAAUAUAAGGGUUGGCUUUCUCCAGAUCGGAGAGCCGCCUUUCGUUUGACUCUUGUGUUCGCUGUGAGGCCGAAGUUGAAAAGUUUUAGGAAGCCGGCGAAGAAGUGGGGGUGGCGGCUCUGCUUGUUUUCCAGGCUGGGGAACGGGGUGCGCGCGCCUCUGUGUAUGCGAGCUGGUUUGGCGCUCUUGGGGCGGGGCGCGGGUGGUGGGGCCGGGGCGGUGUCCCGGAGGCUUGUAAAUUGGGGGUGGGGAGAGAGAGAAAAGAGGUGUUUCCCAUAGAGAGAAAAACCGGGGGGUGGGGGGAGUUUGUCCCUGACUUUCGUGGAAUUUGGGAGUUCACUUCUUGUGGAGAGCUCUGGCGUGAACAUUAUGAGCAAAGCAUCUUUCUCUAGAUGGAAAGCUUGAGAAAGCGGCGGACACUUCGGUGCCCCAAUAUUGCUUCUUUGCAGGGCUCCGAGAUCGGUUGACCUCGAGCAGGAGGUGCUUCUUUGCAGUGUAUUUUCGGGGUCGGGGGGUGGAGAAGGAACGGUGUCGAACUGGUUCUGGCAAUGGGGGGCCUCGGUGAUAUCCCUUUUCUUGGGACAGAUCUCUGCGCUUAGGAAUGCUGCUUUCUCCCCAAUCUCCCCCUCCCCCUGACUGUUGAUUCCGGCAGCCGCUCGGCGUUUGGUUUUUUUUCUUUCUUUCUAAAAGCUUCCAGCCCCCUUCUAUUGUAUCCUGCACACAGCCAGCCACGCGAGAUGCUCGCCAUUUUUAAUUGGGCCACUGCUCUGCUCGUACUAGGGGUUAUUUACAGAAAAUGCAUUGGGAUGGGGAAGGGCUCUCGAUGCGGGACGAAUCCUCUCUCUGGGUAAUGCUCUUAAAUAUGUAGUCAUAGGGCACUGACCCUGCUCAGUCAUCCCAGGGUGGGGGAAGGAAGAAAACACUCCCAGGGAUCAUGCUCCAGGUCUUAAAGGUGCAGUCCUGUGCCGGUCUACUUGGGGCUCACUCCCAUGUAAUUGUGUAUAAGAUUGUAGCCAUAGUGGUUUAAAAUAAGGAAGGCUUCAUCGUAUUUAGAUAUAAAAACAACAAAAAAGUUUUCUUUUCUUCUAUGCAGAAAGUGCUGAUGACUUCUUAGGAACAGUAUUAAAACCCACCAUCUAUUUUCUCUAUAUCUUGAUCAGUAACAAGAUUAAAGACUUUGGGGAUCAGAAAAUCAAAAGCAUCCCUGCAGAAAGGUGAUCAAGAUGUUGCUAUCCUUAAGAAUAAUAAAAAUAUUCAGACUGGCUUCGGUGUUAGCCUAAAAGGUGAUUAAACCAUAAAAGUGCAGGGCGAUUAGUUAAAAUAGAGCUAAAAUGUUGUCACUUUUGCUACUUAUGGUAGAAUUAAGAUGGGAUUGCCAUGGGCACUGUGAAAAUAGCAUGCUGAAUUAGAUGGGCCUUUGCGCUGAUCCAGCUGGGUCUUCUGAUAUUAAUGUACAUGAAAACAAAUAUGCGAUAUGAUUGUGUAUGUGUGGAGAUUUUUGUGUUUCAUAUGCAGGAACUUCUUAUUACUGUAUCUUGAGAGACUUCACCUAAUAUCUGAAAUGGUACAACCCACCUAGAGGUUUACCAAUAGGGUGAGAACUAGUCAUGUGUUACUUUGUGGCAAGUUAAGAGACAUGUACAAAUUUAUUGUUGAAAGAGCUGUUUCUGUAUCUGCUUGGUCUCAAGGCACAGGCUCAGAGUAUGUAUUCUAGUUCCCUACAUUAACCAGAGCAUUAGCUGAACUUUAAUGGGUCAUUCUCCUCCCCUUUCAGUGGGACUUAAGGACUGAGUAUCUUGAAAUGUACUGGUUAACCUUUUGCUAGCUGAAAAGUACAGAGCAUCUUGCAAAUUCAGGUCUGGACCUUGGUUACAAUGGCCAAGUUGAUCUUGCUUCAUGCUUGAAGGUCCUGUGUCCUCUACGUACUUAGUUUUGAUAUUGUUGUAAAGUAAAACACCACUUUAUUCAUUUAUUUGCCAAAAUUUUACAUUGCCAACAUUAAAAAAAAAUAAUUGUUAUUUACAACUAAGUUUGACCCCUCCCACAUCAGUAUGUAUGAACUUAGACCUUUUUCACUUGAGCUCUAUUACUGAUAUUUGAAAUAUUUCUGAUAACUUUCCAAGGAAUCCUGUAGUAUUCCACCACAAUGUAGUUGCUCUUAUGAACAUUUUCUGUUCGUAAAAGAGAAGAGGGCUGCAUCUCUUUACCACAGUCAAGCUGCAGAAGAGAAGAGGAGAAAAGGCACUUGACCAUAUGGGGAUGAAGAGAGAAUGUUUUGGGUUAAAAAGGUUGAACUGCCAUCCACAUAAACGUGGUGCUCAAAUCCAUAUGAGGUGAUCCACACAUGAGGAGCCCCAGACCGGAGAAGGAAAACACGGGAAGGACGUCCCCAAAUGGGAAUACUGAAAUGAAACUUAGAAAACUAGGAAGAGAACCAACUGAAGAAAAGAACCACAGAGAAAGGGGGUCAAACAAGAGAGGGUUUUCAACUGUAGCCAAGGCAGCAGGGAUGUCUUGGGCUGUGUAAGGAGAGCUUUGGACUUGACAUGAGAUCUUGGUUUCUAUACCUUACUAAGGAUGCUUCUCCAAGUAAUAAUCAGUACUGAUUAUAUAUGGGAAUGGGGUCCUAGACAAAGGUUGUGAAUACAUUGUCUUGAUAUUUACAUAAAGCUUUACAGUAAGCAAGAAUGCUGACAACAUUUUCUUAGGUCUGCAUCAGCUUUAGAACAUUCUAUUUUCUUUCUCCUCUUGACUUCUGGAAAUACUCCUAAUAUUUUUCUUAUAAUUAUUCAGAAGCUUUCUGUUUUAUUGCAGCAAACAUGUUUUUCUUUUUGUUGUUAAUGCUCUUGCGUUUACACUCUGAUAUUGCCUUCAAGUCAUUUAUAAGUCUAUUCUUUUAUUGCUUCCAUUGUUCUUAAUUACUUUCCCUUUGUCAGUAAUAUCCAAUUUAAAAAACUCCAAUCAAUGUAUUGUUGAUUUUGCAAUUUGAUUUUACAGCACUGCAAAAUAGCACACCACCACAAAAGAUUAUCUGUAUACAGAAGAAAUGUGAUCAAAUGCUGAACUUGUAACAUCAGGCAAUAGCUUAUAACAAAGCUUCAGAUUUUUCAUUUUUUACCAUACUUAUUUGAGGCAGAAUAAAAACAGUGAAUUCAGUUCACUGUGAAGAAUUUAGUAAAAAUUGUUGUUGUGACAGGAGCAGUUUUCAUCUGCAAAGCAGUCUACAGUACUGUAGAGUGGAUGCUGUUUCUGCCUUUUGGGUUGUUAUUUACUAUUAGCAUAAUUAAUUUAUUAAUCAACUUCUACACAGUUGUCUCAAGACAAUGUACAAUAAUGCUGCCAGCAGCUCAGAGACAAGUAUAAGAGAGUCCACAGGCCUCUAAUUGUACUGUGAGGGGAUCAAAAACUUCUAGCUGUUUGUGAACAUUAGGAUAUCCUAGCGCAGUUUAGGAGAAAGGAGUUUCCCCUUCUUUUAGAAGAAGCAUUUCACAUGACUAUUUCAACUCACUUUUGGUAUUUGGCUGGGUGAAUGCUCCAAAAUGAAUCCACUGACUACCUGGAUCUUGGCUUGGUGAACCUGUAUAUGUCUGGGAGAUGUCCAACCCUUCACAAGUCUUGUUGCCAUAAAAAUAAAAUCCUAGUCUACCUUUGAAGCAAAAUGCACUUGUGCUGCUGUUGCUUGUUUUAAACAUGCUUUUAAGCAAGAUGGCUUUUGAUGUUGUAUGCUGCUUUGAUUGCCUUGUGGCAGAAAUUCAGUUAACAUAUUUUAUAAAUAUUUGAAUAUAAAUUAUAUUUAAAGAAUCAGAAACUUUUGUUUCAGACUUCUCUAUAGUUUUAAGGCUUGGGAGGAUGACAUAGAAAUGUAGGAGGACGGGGAAAGGAAGACAUCCAUUUAUACCAAAGGGUCAAUGCAAAGCUUUCUCCCUUUCCUUUCUCUUUUGAAACACUUCUUUCUGCCAUUAGUGCUUCUAGUAAAUGCUGGACCUAUAUAGCACUUGAGAAUCAGAAGUGCUGUAAACCUUCAGGAGGGAGGUUGGUGGAAAGAGGUAAAUGGUAAGCUGGCAUCACUUUGGUCUUUGACAGACACACAAUUUAAUAGAUAACAGCAAUUUUAUAUUAAAUUGUAUUAAAAUACGAUAAUAAAUCUGAUGUCAAACCAAAUCAGUCUUGUUAACUGACUAGGUAUGCUUCAUACAUACUAGUUAUGAUGUUGGUCAUUAUAGUGAUGCAUAAGGUUUACUUUGGACUAGCAUCUUGAUAAAUCUCAUUUCCAAGGGGAAUAGUUGUCAAAAUUGCUACUGUUAUAAUUGCCCCUUUGUCAGUGUGGUAAAUAUACAUUGGAUUGUAUUCAAAGUUACUCAUACUCAGAGUAGACCCUCUGAAAUGAAGUGACAUGAUUACUUGGGUUCAUUAAUUUCAGUGGGUCUUCCCUGAGUAAAACUUUGUUGGAUAUAACCCAUUGCUUGAUCUUUAAAGAAUGGUGGUGUGCACUUGAGGACACAGUAAAUAAAAAUAUCAUGUAUAGCUUAGAAAUGCAUGCUGAAGUCCAUAGGGAUGUUUGCCUGUUUCAUGCAUAUUGCUAAACCAAAAUUUAGUAUUCCGUAGAUGCAGGAGCCUUGCGUUCAUGUGCUGUUUUUUCCUGUGUGACCAGAAGGAGAUUAGAAGGCUCCUCCUGCUCAACUGGUUUGCUGUGUCUGAACCUGGAUAAAGUGAAGUUUGUGUUAACUAUGGGUUAUUGAAAUUAGCCAGCUUCAAACCAUUGUUAAUGAUCUGGAACCUAGGAGUUGUCAUUGGACAUAAUUAUGACUUGUGAAGCCUCAGUUGUUAAGAUUUGUGCUUCUUCCUUGUUCUGUCAGGAAGAGUCACUAAAAGUGUCUUGCUGCAUAUGUAGUUCAUCAGGAAGCACCCAGGCUUUUCUUAGGUGAUCAUAUACUUUCAUUUGCAGAACUGAAACACUUGUUAAGCAUAUUUCCACCAAUUGUCUAUUGCUAGACAUAUCCUGGCUUCUGUUGAUUUUGCUCAUGCCCAGUGGCAGUUUGAUGUUUAAUUGGAAGACCAAGCGGUAAUUUCUUGCUGCUUCUUUGUAUACACCCCCUCCCCCAAACCAGGCUACUUUGGAGCAGAAUAUUUGAUUUUGGCCCUUCACUUUCUGUUCUCAAGUUGGCAUCUUCCAUAGGCUUUACUAAGUAUAAAGGAGUAUAGGAUAGCUACUAACUUUCUUAGCAAAACUGCUGAUGCUAUGUGUGUAUAUGUAUCUACCUAUCUGUUUUAUCAUGUUGUGUAGCACUUUGAGACUUUUUUUAAAAUUUAAGCAAACUAUAAAGGUGGUAUCCCAUGAAAUGCUUCCACUAGUGUAAGGACUUCUGGCUUUGUGGUGGAACGUCUCCUUCCUUUGCCUACCUGUGUCCUAAAUCUGUUCUGGAUUUCCCGCCAACCUUCUGGAGCAUAUUUGAGAAGGGAGAGAGGAAGCUCCAAUGCACAAGAGGAAAUCCUUGCGGUAGUAGAAGCACUUCAGUGAAUACCACACCUCCCUAAGGGAUUUCUAAAAAUAUAUGUGUGUGUGGAGUGUGUGAUGGGGGGUGGAAACCCCACACAUAAGUUUGGAAAAGGCAGGACCAUGGCAGAAAGUCCGAAGUUACAUUCUCCUCUCAUUUCACUGGAAAAUAUUGUGAGUGUGACUUAAACUUAGCUAUAAACUGUUAUGACUCGGGGAGGGGGGCAAAGCUGUAUUUCUAAACUGCUAUAACCCACCCUUGGACCUUGUAGUGAAGGGAAGAUAAGAAAUCAUGUUAUAUUGAAGAAUAAUAAUGGUGAUUAUAAAUAAAAAAAUUGUCCAGUGGAACCUUUAAAGGUAAAGGACCCCUGACAGUUAAGUCCAGUUGCGAACGACUCUGCGGUUGCGGCACUCAUCUCGCUGUACUGGCUGAGGGAGCCGACGUUUGUCCGCAGACAGUUUUUCUGGGUCAUGUGACUAGCAUGACUAAGCCGCUUCUGGUGAAACCAGAACAGUGCAUGGAAACGCUGUUUACCUUCCUGCCGGAGCGGUACCUGUUUAUCUACUUGCACUUUGACGUACCCAGAACAAACUUAGUUGGUCUCUAAGGUGCUACUGGACAAUUUUUUGAUUUAUUUCGACUGCAUCAGACCAACACGGCCAGCUACCUGAACAGUGAUUAUGUUGCUGUUUGGUCCAACAGGUCAGCCUGUACACAGUAAUAAUAAUAAUAAUUAAUAAUAAUUUAUUAUUUGUACCCCACCCAUCUGGCUGGGUUUCCCCAGCCACUCUGGGCGGCUUCCACAGAGACCAAAAAUACAUUAAAAUUUCACACAUUAAAAACUUCCCUGAACAGGGCUGCCUUAAGAUGUCUUCUGAAUGUCAGGUAGUUGUUUAUCGCUUUGACAUCUGAUGGGAGGGCGUUCCACAGGGCGGAUGCCACUACCGAGAAGGCCCUCUGCCUGGUUCCCUGUAGCUUUGCUUCUCGCAGUGAGGGCACAUCAUGGCAAACAUUCUGAAGCUGUGUUUAUAGUUAAAAAUUUUUAAAAAGCACCAAAUUUCUCCAGAGCCUUCAAGGCAUCUUGAAAGAAUGACAGCAAAACAGGAAUUUAACUUUGUUUUUGUUUUUUGUUUUUUGUUUAAACAGUUUUUGACACUUAAGAUCAUGUAAGUUCAUUUAAACAUGAAAACAUUGUUCUGUUUGGAAAAUUAAGAAAUACAAUUACAUAGUGUUGUGAGUUUGGUUGGGGUGGGGAUGGAAGGAUGUAUGCCCGAGUCCCUUCCAGUUCCUGGAUCCAACAGGGAUUCAAUUGCUGCAAUAGCUAGACAAGUUUCUUUGUAAUGGUCCCCUAAGUAUGAAUUGUUAAGGUAACAAAGGAAGUAGCUGUGUGCCAGAGGACAAAUGACUGUGCCCCCUCCCUCAACUGUCUGGUAGUUAGAAAUACAAAAAGCCAGAGCCAGGUGUGUUAGCUGAGGCAGCUGAGAGACAGAGCCAUGCCUGAUUUCAGCUGGAAUACAAGGCAAUGGCUAUGGGAGAAGCAAGACUUCCUCCUUUUGGGGUGCUAAUGCUAUAAGCCCCUCUAUCAUAUGCUCAGGGUGUGUGUGUGAAAAUAAAUCAUAUAUCAUAAAUACACCACAGUCUCUGCUACCCCGCAUUUAGAGAAAAUCAAACCCUGGGUAAGUGCCUGGAACCCCUGGAAUCUCGCACUGCUAUGAGAUUGGGGUGGCAUGCAACAAUAAUGUUUCCAAAUGGUUCCUAUAGCGGCUUAGUAACUUAGUUCAUUUAUAUAUUGUGUGUACUGGGAACACACAUUACUUUAUUGUAAAAUAAAGUUCUUCUUGAGACUGGCUUAACUUAGUACAGGUAAUUAAUUUACUCAAGUGAAAUUGUGCUGUGCAUCUAAACUGAAGCAGUUAAAGCAGUCUAGCCAGUACCUUAAAUGACACAACAGGGUGUUUGGAAUUGGCAGUGAAGGUGCAGAGGCAGGAGUAGACUGGUGAUGAGCUGCAACUUGCCCCAACUCUCUCAAAGAGUUAUUUAUUAAUAUGCAUUAUUACUAGAAAAACUGGAACAAUGACAGCAGUGUUCUGAAGUCCUGCAGAUUGUAUGUGGAUGCAAAAUAUGACUUGUAGAAUAGAAUCAAAGGAUGGAACCAAAUCAUCCUCUUUCUCUUUCCCCAAGGAAGAUCUCUUUCCUUGUUAUAACAUUUGCAGAUUAAUUCAAUUUUUUACCGAGCAGAGUUAAUUCUUCACAUUUGUAUUUAUUCUUUGUAUACAGUUAACCAAUGUGUAUUUGUAUCAACCUUGCAAAUAAAUUCACAGCUGUUGCACACUUGCUCGUCUGCACACUGCUACGUUAGUCAUUUGUGGCACGUUGACAGUCUUGAGGAAAUAACUCUUAUCCAGUUUAUGAAAAAUGUUUAAUCACCUGGGGGGUGACUUUUACUCAGCCCGGGCAAGUGGAUACAGUGAUACCUCGGGUUACAUACGCUUCAGGUUACAUAUGCUUCAGGUUACAGACUCCGCUAACCCAGAAAUAUUACCUCGGGUUAAGAACUUUGCUUCAGGAUGAGAACAGAAAUCGUGCUCUGGCGGCAGCAGGAGGCCCUAUUGGCUAAAGUGGUGCUUCAGGUUAAGAACAGUUUGAGGUUAAGAACGGACCUCCGGAACAAAUUAAGUACUUAACCUGAGGUACCACUGUAUUUACAACCUCACAUGCACACAUGUAAAUGAGGCUUGCAUCCUGCAAGUAGAGCAUAUGGAGCGGCUCUUGGGUCUGGUUUAGAAACUCCAGCUGGUGCAGAAUGCUGCAGCCAGAUUGCUGAUGGGAGCUUCUGGUCAAAAAAUGUGACAGGGUUAAAACAGCUGCACUGGCUGCUCAUCUACUACUGAACCAGGUUCAAGGUUCUUGUGUUGAUUUACAAAGCCUUGAACAACCAGGGUCCAGGAUAUCCCAGAUAUAACCUGAACCCUUAUAUUCCAGCCUGAUCACUGAGAUCAUUUGCAGGAGUGUCUCUGUUCAUUCCCCAAGUUGGUGAGGUUCCACGGACAACAAUGAGAGAUCAUCAGUCCUGUCCUAUGGAACAUUCUGCCAAUAGAGAUUCAGCAGCCCCCUUCUGUGCCAAUCUUUAAAAGCAUGCUGAAAACUUUUAUUCUGCCAGGCCUAUGCAGACAAUUAAGAAUACAUCCCCCACAAUGGUCUGUUGAGCUUUGUUUUUAAUUUAUUUUUGCUUUCAACUUGUUUUUAACUUUUUAUGAUGUUUGGUUUUUUGUGGUAUAUAAAUAUUUUUUUCCUAAAUAAUUAUUACAUAUGUUUUCUUGGCUGCUACUGGAAGUCCAGUUACUCCCUCCCAAAUCAAGCCUGAAAAGGCAAUGACAUUCCACCCCAUGUACUAACACAACACCCUGUACAGUACUACUCUAUAUACAGUUUGACUUGCUAUGUUAUGAGGUAAAUUGUAAAGUGUAAUUAAAAAAACCCAUCCUGUUUAAGUCAUAUGGUGCUCAGGAUUAUUAUUACUGUUGUUACUAAUUAUCCUCCCUUCACACUAAGGUGUCGGGUGGGUUACACAGUUUAAAAUACAGCAUUUAAAACAGUUUUAAAACCUUCUAAUUACUGUACAAUAAAUCUCCUGCAAUCACAAAACAUAGGGUGACUCCAGGGAUCAAAUGCAUUGUGCAACUGUGAUAGAAUACAUCUCAUUGUUUUUAAGUUGGAAAUUAAAUUCAUUCCCUCCCCCCUUUUUAAAAAAUAAACAACCUAGUUUUAAAGGAAAACUGAAUUUAUUGCAAACAUACAAUUUCUUAAACUGAAUUACGGUAUUUUAUCAAACACAUUGUGUCAGAAGCUGCUUUUCUAUGUGAGAGAAUAUAUUACAUCAAACUUAGAAGCUUUAAGUGUUAUAAAGUCUGUUGUGUAUUGCGUAUUUAUUAUGGUAACAACACUGAUGUCUAUGAAGAUUUUAGAUAAGCAGAUGAUUAGAAAGGACCGUGAACAGUAAGACCCUUGCACAAGGUUGAUUGUAAAUGUGCUCCAAGGACAGAGGCUGGUUGUGAAUGUCCUUCAUCAUGACUUCCUGAAUGUUCAUUUGAGACCAUUAAUCAGCAUCUUAAUAAUCUUUCUAGAAGGGAGAUGGAGCAAGAUUCAGAUCCAGCGCUUUACUGCUGUGUAGCAGGCUACCAUGCAGUACUUUUACUCUUUAUUGACCAUAAGGCCAGGAGGCAUGGAAGCUGGUGGGGAAAUUGUGUCUUUCUGUGAGCUUGCAGCAGGUCCUGGGAGUUAUGAGCUGCUAUGCAGUCUGUGUGUUUCAACCAAAUUCAUGCUACAACACUCCCUAUCCAUGUGGGUAAGAAACUGAAUAUAAAUGGUUCAGAGCAGAUCUGACCUGGAAGCAGAGGUGGCUUCAAUGUGUUCCCAGCCCCUGUGCAAAUUUUGUGGCAGCAAAAGUGAUGACAACAUCUUAAGCCAGCUGGGUUUCUUCAUAAAAUCUUGCUCACCAUGCAAAGGGCCAUAAUAAUUUUUGGGCUGUAUCUUCCUCCUCCUGCUGCUUAAUACUUAGCACAAAUAGCAUGUUAGCCACUGUUAAUGUGAUAAAUUUAACACAUUGUGUAGGACCAUUGUGCUGUGAAGCAUAAAAUGUUGAUUUUAAUACAAUCCUGUCAAUUUUUGUAAAUGCUUUUCCUAUAAAACAGCCUUCACCAGCCUGGUGCCCUCCAGAUGUUUUGGACUGCCAAUGGUUGUGCUGGCCAAUGGUGGUGGGAGUUGUUGACAAAAACAUCUAGCGGGUAUAAGUUUUGCAAUGGUUGCUGUUAAGUUCUUCUUACUGCUAUAUAGUUUUAUGUGCAGUCUCACCAUGUAAACUGAAAUGAAGACUCUUCCAUAAUGGAGAUAGCAAGUAGAGAGUUGUGAAAUAUAUGCAUGAUAUAAAAGGCUGUAUAGCUAUAUAUGUGGGUUAACUUGCUUCUUUUCUAGAAAGUGACUGUUCCAGGACCUAACGGUCUACAUACUCUAAUCAAUGCACGUGUAGAAAAGAAAAUAUUUAAACUUCAGAAUAAUAUACUGUGAUUAUUGGAUCAACAGAAUUACAGUGAAAAUAUUUAUCUAAUGAAUUGGCCUCUUUGAAGUUUUUCUCUGCCCUCUAUUUUUUGUCAGCAAGAGAUCCAGGUCUGUAAACAAACUCAUUUGGAAUUAAUGUGGUAAUCGAUUAAUUGGUGCAGUUAACCAGUUAAAAGUUCGAUUGCCAUCUUAAAAUAGAACACAAAUUGGAGUCAUGCCUCUAGAGAUUAUUAUAUAUCUCAUUUGCAACACACUUCUUUGUGUUCUGCCUCUACCCCCUCCCCAUUUCCUUGCUACUCCGUAGGAGUCCUUGGAGUAGUUAGCAAGUGGGAUCUGGGCAAAGUCAUGAAAGAAAUUUUGCAGAGCAGUUUUCCUUCCUUUCCUUCAGGGACUUAUUCAAUGGCAAAAGAGAAAGGAGCAGCCCUAGGUAUAUUAUGUGGGGUGUAGCUCAUGUAAAAUAGGGGCUUGCUAAUACAUUUGCAACUCAGUGAAGUAUCUACACUGAAAAAGGUUGGUUUAAGUGUCAUCUUGUAGUUAUAUGAGCAUUGAAGGACAGCCAUGACAGCAGUUACAGUGCAUAAAAAUAAAACUAAUUUGUAGGUAAGGUCUGCAUGUCAGUUAAGGGCAUGAGCACCUCUGAGAUUCCUGAUCUAGUUCUAGGAUCUGGGAAGGAAUUUUUCCAGAUCCAUAGACUGUUAUGAGUGAUGUUAUGAGUGAUGGCUGGGGUUCCUAGUCUCUUCACAGCAAAGCAAAUAUAACACAAGGGUAGCCAACGUGGUACACUCCAAUUUUUCCCCAACUACAUACUGUAUUUUUUGCUCUAUAAGACUCAUUUUUUCCCUGCUAAAAAGUAAGGGGAAAUGUGUGUGCGUCUUAUGGAGCGAAUGCAGGCUGCACAGCUAUCCCAGAAGCCAGAACAGCAAGAGGGAUUGCUGCUUUCACUGCGCAGCAAUCCCUCUUGUUGUUCUGGCUUCUGAGAUUCAGAAUUUUUUUUUUCUUGUUUUCCUCCUCCAAAAAUUAGGUGCGUCUUAUGAUCUGGUGCGUCUUAUAGAGCAAAAAAUACGGUAUCCUGUUUUUCCUGGCUGAUGGAGCUGAGGGGAGUUUUAGUCCAAUAACAUCUAUAGCAGGCAUGUCCAAUAGUAGAUUACUGGACGUCUGCGGUAGAUCACAGGUAGAUCAUUGGCUCCCCCCCAAAGAAGCUGAACAACUGUGGCUCCCCUAAAAAAAGCUCAGCAUUUUGCCUCCUCCCUGAAAAACCUCAACAACUUUGACCCGAACCCCCCAAAAGGGGGUAGAUCACUGCCAGUUUUUAACUCUGUGAGUAGAUCACAGUCUCUUGGGAGUUGGCCACCCCUGAUCUAUAGGAUACCAUGUUGACUAUCCCUUAUGUAAAGCGUUGCUUUGCUGUUCUCAAAAGUGUACAACUGGGCUUCAGACAGAGACAACGUUUUUGAGGGAGUAUGUAGGGAUGGACUCCUCACAGGCCCUCAUAGAUGAUGGCACUUAAAGGACCUCAGAGGUUACGGGCACAAAGCAGUCUGAAAUACAGCACCCCAAGUUAUUGCCUGUGCACAGAAUAGUGAUUGAAUCAUAUGCUGUCUUGGGCUACCUUACAGUUUGUCCUGAGGGUGGGCUGAGUAGUUGGCCUGUCAGCCACUAUGCUUCUGCUGCUUUACGCCGAAGUCUACAGAAGCUGUAUGUAAUAAAACUGUGACCUUUUACAACCCAGCUCUGUUUUUGUUGUCUUCCUUUCUAACCCUGCUUGCCACUGCUGCAAACUCAACCUUUGAUCUCAGACACUAGUGUUCUCCUGCAAGUACCCUCUGCACUCUGCAUCAGUUGUGGAUGCAUAAACCAACUCUGUCUAUAGUAUCACUAAAGAGGAACAAGCAGCUUCUUGACAUUUGUAAGAAGUUUUGUCAGUUUUCAGUGUAUAAACACAAUUACAGAAAUUCCCUCCCCAUGCCAACUUGUCCCCUGCAGGACAGAUCAGUCCAUUAAGUUUUGCCCCAGUCCAGUUUGUGAUUCCAGUGGAUGCUAUUCUUCAGGAUUAUCAUUUGACUAUUUUAUCAGAGGAUGGCAAAUUUCAGUAAAGUCAUCUGCAUCUCUUGUAUUGUUCAAUGUGUGCAGUCUCUUUGUUAAUUUUUUCUGAUAAAGCAAUUACCCUUACACUCUGUUUCCAGCAAGGUGUUUGCAAAUAUUCCAUUCCUUUCCAGUUCUGUACUACUAUUAUGUGUGCUGCCACCAGAAGAAAAAUGUUUACUGUAAUUCUUUUUAAUAGAGGUCAAGCUGCUCUUCUCUUAAAAUGGUUAGCAGCCCCAAAUUUGGGGUACUUUCCACAUGUUGACCUGCAGUGUGGUUUAUUUCCAUAAAUGGACUCUGCCAGAAGGGCUGUACGUAAUCACACAACCCAACAUGUGGAAUGUUGUACCUAUCCUGUUGCAGCCUCUCCAGCAGAGGUGGGAGUAUUUUUUUUUAUAUAGCUACAUGCCAUCGAUGUAGUAAUUUAAAUGUUUUUUAGCCCACAAAUUAUUCCAGUCCACCUCCUUAAUUUUGAUACCUGUGUCAGAUUUCCAUUGUUGUUAUAAAGAAUUGCAUCGUCCAUUGUUAACUCAUUAUUUUUUCUAUAAAGCAUAGAAAGAAGGUGGGGUUUUUUGCAUGUCCGUUUGUGUGUAAAAUUAAAUUUUCAAAUGGUGUCAGAGGUCUUGUGGAAUGUGCAUUAAUUUCUGAAUUUGAUAUAAAGUGCAUUAUUUGAUGAACACAUAGCCAAUUUACAUUCUGCAUUCCAACGUUUUGGAAACAAGCUGCUUAUGCACCAUAAGGCCACUGAUACUUUGAGGUUGAGGUAUUUAGUCACUAAAAGUGACUAAGAGAAGCUGGUUUUGAUCAGAAGGUUCAAUGCUGUUGGGAUUUUGUGGAAUUUAAGAAGUAGGAGGGGGGGUUGAGCAAUAGCUUUCAGUGUGCUGUAACCAUUGAAUCCACAGGGUAAUUUCUAACUCUUUUUGAUAGUAUUAAGCCAACUGGAGAAUGAUUGGAAUUAAGGAAUUUUUGUAUCUUGAUAACUCAAAGCAUAAACAGGCCGUUAACUCCCCCCUACCUCCCGGCCUUGGAUUAGUCUUCCUUAUUGUAUUAAAUAAUUCAGACACUAGACAAGGAAAAGUCAGUGCACUGUCAUACCAGGUCCCCUUCACAGGACGACAAAUUCUUUGAUCCGAGCUGCUCAUUUUUAUUUUGUCAGCAAUUCCUUCUCCAAGUACAUUAUGGCAGUGGAUUUGCACUUGCCAUGAUCUGGGAGAGAUUGCGAUAAAGAGUACUCAGCUCCCAGUCUUCUCUACUUGGAAAGGAUUGUGAGAUCCACCUUAAAGCAAGUGCAAUGGAUUUUGUCAGGUGGGUGGGCAUUAUAUUCUUGACAGGUGGAUUCUUCUACCCAGAUGUUAAAGUUAGCCUGGGAGUGGGGACAGAUAAAAUUUCCCCACUUGUUUAAGUUAUCUCCAGCAAUCCUCUGGUGGGAGAUUCAACAUUUGCACAGUUACAUUUUCAGGCUCUUCAGUAUUCUGAAAGGUAGUAGCUCAUGGUGUUUGUGUUCAGCAUUUUUAUGCUGUAACUGUAUUGCCGUAUCUGGUGAUGGAGUGUAGUCUUUAAAUAUGUAUAUUUAGUGGAUACAGGCUUAAGAAUAGAUAGGAUCUCCUUGGCCCAUGUUCAGUGUUCUAACUAAAUUCUCAGGACUGCAUUCAGAUUGGGAUGGGGAUAGAACAAGCAUGGAUUGUAUGCCAUCAUAAGCUCCUUGGAGGAAAGGCAAGGUGCAAAUAUGACCAAAAAGAAAGAUGGGGAAAUGCCAUCGACUGGAAAAGAUCUUCUGUAGCUUUUCUGAUCAAUAAUGGUGUUGGAUUUAUAGCUGUCACUUUUCUUCCUGAUGAAUUGUGCUGGUUUAGCAUUCAUUUCAGAGUGUACUGUAUAAAGAAGGACCAUAACUCUGUGGCAGAACAUCUGUGUUGCAUGCAGAGUGCUCCAAGUUCAACCCUUGGCAUUUCCAGGUAAGGUUGCAAGAGAUGGUUGGCUGAAAUCCCAGAAAGCUGCUGUCAGCCAGACUCAAUAUAAGUCAGCUUUCUAGGUUCCUAUAGUUUUGACCUGUUACUUUGGUGAGCAGACUAGAUUUCUGUCUUCACUUGAUGUUUUCAGUUGCUACAUUUGGGGUGAAUUCCAGAGGAAUUCAGUACUUUUCAAUAUUUUACAGCCAAAAUUAGUCUUACUCGUCUUUAAGAGGCCACAAAUGUAUUUCAGGAUAAACUUUCUUAGGCAGUAAGCUAUUUGGUAAUAUGAAAGAAGUAGUCACCUGUAAGCAUUUACUAGACUUGAAGGUGCCAUGAAACAAUUAAGAUGAACAUUUAUGGUCAUCCAAAGCUGUCUUGUGUUGAGUCAGGCCUUUCAUCUGUGUAGGUCAGUAUGUCUUCAGUGGAUCUCCAGAUUUCAGACAGCUGCUUUUCACAGCCUUGCCUGCAGAUACCUUCUGGUCUUUGCUCCCUAACUUCGCAAAACUUCACAAAAUACAACGUGUCAUUUAAGUGGGGCAAGCACUCCCUAGGACAAAGAUCUCAAUUCACAUACAGACCACAACCAUCCAUCCAACAAGAAACAAUUCCCUGGUCCUGAAUGGGGUAACUGUGCCCUUGAAGGACCAGGUGUGCAGCCUGGGAGUCAUUUUGGACUCACAACUGUCCGUGGAGGUGCAGGUCAAUUCUGUGUCCAGGGCAGCUGUCUACCAGCUCCAUCUGGUACGCAGGCUGAGGCUCUACCUGCCCGCCGACUGUCUCGCAGGAGUAGUGCAUGCUCUGGCUAUCUCCCGCUUGGACUACUGCAAUGCACUCUACGUGGGGCAAUCUUUGAAGGUAACCUGGAAACUACAGCUAAUCCAGAAUGCGGCAGCUAGAUUGGUGACUGGGAGCGACCACCAAGACCACAUAAAACCGGUCUUGAAAGACCUACAUUGGCUCCCAGUACGUUUCUGAGCACAAUUCAAAGUGUUGGUGUUGACCUUUAAACCCCUAAUAAACGGCCUUGGCCCAGUGUACCUGAAGGAGCGUCUCCACCCCCAUCGUCCAACCCGGACACUGGGGUACAGUGCCGAGGGCCUUCUGGCAGUUCCCUCACUGCAAGAAGCGAAGUUACAGGGAACGAGGCAGAGGGCCUUCUCAGUAUUGGUACCCGCCCUGUGGAGCGCCCUCCCAUCAGAUGUCAAAGAGAGAAACAACUACCUGAUGUUUAGAAGACAUCUGAAUGCAGCCCUGUUUAGGGAAGUUUUUAAUGACUGAUGUUUUAAUGUAUUUUUAAUCUUUGUUGGAAGCCACCCAGAGUGGCUGGGGAAACCCAGCCAGAUGGGUGGGGUAUAAAUAAUAAAUUAUUAUGAUUAUGAUUAUUAACCAAGAUAAUCAAGAGUCUGGAAACUAAGCCCUGGGCAUGCUUAGCCUGGAAAAGAGGAGAUAUGAUCGCCAUCUUCAAAUAUCUUAAGGGCUGUCACAUGGAGGAGGGAGCAUGCUUGUUUUCUCCUGCUCUGGAGGGUAGGACUCAAACCAUUGGCUUCAAGCUGCAAGAAAGGAGAUUCCAAUUAAACAUUUGGAAAAAACUUUCUGACAGUAAGAGCUGUUCAGCAGUGGAACAAAUUCCCACGAGAGGUGGUGGACUCUUCUUCCUUGGAGGGCUUUAAGCAGAGGUUGGAUGGCCAUCUGUCAUGGAUGCUUUAGCUGAGAUUCCUGCAUUGCAGGGAGUUGGACUAGAGGACCCUUGGGGUCACUUCCAACUCUAAGAUUCUUUGAUUCUAUGAUUCUUGUCAGGAGGGCUUAUGUAAUAAGAGCCAUAGCAGUGAUGAUUAUGGGAGGUGCAGUGACUGUAAUGUAUGAAAGAGGUUGGUAGGUUGUUGGUAGCGUUGACAGCAGUGCUCAGAGAUCACAAAUUGCCACCUGUGCUACAGUGUUAUUGGCAUUAUCUCUGGGCAAAGAGAGCACACAGAGUGCCUCUCAAUUGUUGCAUGCUAAGGCUGCCAUCCAACGUAAUACAUUACUGUAUUUCUUUCGUCUUAUUUUGAAAAUUUAAACACAUGUUGGAAAACCUCAUUAAGGGUAGCUUUUUGAGGAGUUCAAAGGAAGGCUCUCAGUCUACUUAUAAUCAAAUGUUAAGCAAAAGCUUUCAGUUAUACUUUGAACAAGGGGUGGGAGGUUCUUGCUGUGGAUGCUUAUGGGCAAAGAUUCAUAUCACGCAGGUGAGAACCUGGGUGAGGAGGACAGAGGGGGGUGAAAGGUGUUAAAUUGCUCAAAGGCCACUGAAUGAGACAGUCUGUUGUCACAAAGUAGGGCCUGGGGCCUUCUUUUUGCGAGAAACAGAGGGAAAGUGAGUGGGCUGUCAAAGGUAAAAAAUGAGGUGGGAAGUGCUGCUAAGACCCAUGGUGGUUUAAAGUCAUGUGUUUAUUUUUUACCAAAGUAUUUGGUUAAAUUAGAAACAUUAGUUUUUGUCAUUGUGGUUUUGCUUGUUUGCCUUAUAACAGAAUUGUUUAUAGGAUUUUGUAAUUUCUAUAUAUUGAUGUCCCCCCAGUUUAUUUUUACUAGUUUUUUUAUAAAAAAAACCUCUUAUCCUGUUUUUUAAAGAAAUCAAUGAGAGCAGACCAAAUUUCAUAAAAUGAAUAUUUCCUUUUGUUGUCUUUAUGCCCAAACUUUACUAGUUCAAUUUUUUUUGCCAGCAUAAUUGUCUAUACUUUAUUAUGCCAUGCUUCUAACAAUAGAUGGUUCAAGUUCUUCCAGCAUUUUGCAACUGUAAAUGCACCCCUACAAAUAAUAAUAUUAAGAUUUACCUUAUAUCUGGGAUGUCAACAUUUUGCUCACUAUUUUUUAAAAAAUCCAUCUGUGUUUCCUUUUACCAUAAGACUAUAUUGUUUUAUUUUUAUUUGUAUUGUUUUGUUCCCCUGUGAAUAAAAUAAAUAAGAUGAAAAGCCAUCUUUUAAUGUUUCCUUCAAUAGUAUUCCAUCAAUAGUAGAGAAAUAAUAUGGACUGUUCGGUUAUUUCCUAAAACAGUAGUCUUCACCUUUUCAGACCUGCGAUCCACCUUUAACCCAAACAUGCAUUUGGGGAACCCAUUUCUUACCAUAUGUUUAUAUGGUGGUAGUGCUGCUGUUACUAUCCACCUUAGAUCAGGCCUUUGACCUGGUAAUGGAUCCUGACUCACCAGGUGUAGGCCAGUGUGCUAACACAUUGGAAUUAAAAUAAGUCUAUCAGUCCUGUGGAAGAUCCAGGUUUAAAAGACAGAAUAAUGUUUAUUUCAGUUAUUGUGAAUCAAUUGAUUAAAUUGAUUGAUGCUUGUAGACUUAGAUACAACUUAAGCUGCACUGAGGGGACAGUCAUUAAAAGUUCAUCUUCAUUAAUAGUUUAUAUUUGUGUACUUUUAGUGUUUGAGUUUGAAGAUACAGCAUCUUGGUUAUAACCAUACUCCCAAAUAGGCAGUAAGUUGUGCUGAAAUUAAUGAAAGUCAUGUAUGUAUGUAUGAAUGAAUGAAUGAAUGAAUGAGGGAGGGAGCGAGGGAGCGAGCUGCAUCUAACUUAAUUGCUCCAAAGCACCUUGAACAAAGUUCUAACUGCAAAUGACAAAAUUAGGAACUGUAAAUGAAAGAAUACAACAAAUAAGUUGUUUUGUCCAGAGGCAGGACUAGGUGGGGUUGAGGCAGACUGUAAAUGCAUCUCUAAUGUAUCAUAGGGUGUGUGUGCUUAAAGCAGCCAUAUACUUAAGCACUCACCUGGUAGCCAUUGGUGGCAAGGAAUCUCAUCUGAUAGGUGAGAGGGAGGCAGCAGUUUGGUCCCAGUGUGAAGCACAUUUCGUGUUCUCCACAAUAAAGUUAGGGGAGAAUGGAAUUGAUUAUAAAAAAUAGUUAUUUCAGUGUGAUGGGUUUGUGGGUUUGUUUGUUUGUUUGUUUGUUCAUUUAGAUACUUACCAUGAUUUCCUUUUUUAAAAAACAAUAGCCUGCAACAGUUAUAUAUACACAAUAUAAACACAUAAUAAUUAAGAUUGCAAAAGGAUUGCAUUGGUGUUUCAAGGUUUUUGGCAGACCUUGGCUCCUUUUUUUGUUAAUAGAAGUACAGUUUCUCACAGCCGAAUUCUGUGAUACUGGUACUAUAUUCAGAAAGUUCAGUUUUCUACCAUUGUUACUGCCAAGAGAGCACCACAUAGUGCUCCGUGUAGUGCAGAGAAAUGUAUUUUGAAAUAGAGAGACAGGCCCCAGAAAAUGCAAUGUGUGCUUUGGCUGAUCUGUUUACAAUUAUAAUUUUGUAUAACUUUUUGUUAUUAGAACAACUUAUAAGUCUGUCCCUCUUUUUUUCCUUACAAAUUGAAUUCAGACUUUUAAUUCCAAUUUCACUUUGCAGUAGGACUAAUUUCCCCAGAAUGGUCAACAAGGACAAUAUCAUUUAAUGCAGAAAAUUACCCAGUAACCAUGUUGUUUUGCUCACAAAAGGUUGUUAAAAGUAACCAAGUGAUUUCCUUCCCUCUUCCAAUAUACACUUAUGAAUCAAGUGAGGAUUCUUAUCCAGGUUAGCAAUUAUGAGGCGGUGUCUUAAUUCUGGAUUAAUUAUUGUGGGAUAUAAUUUCCAGUUGUGUUGGAAGGGUGAUUGGCAAAGCAUCUCAUUUUGUCUCAGCCCUAUUGAACCACCACCCUAGCAUGCUGACUUGUAUCCAAAGAAUCUGCAUUGGCAGGAUCCAGAACUGGUUGGAGCAGCUCUGCUUCUGCCUCUGGAUGAGUUUCAGUAAAAUAGAUGCAGGUAUUAAAGCCAUGAUGUAGGUCACAAGCCUUUCCUGUAUUCUGUAUAGUACAUAAAACAAUGUUACUUCAUGCUCACUGCCUCCCUCACAAGAAAAAGUUUUUACAGGAAAUCAAUGUUGCUUUUGAAUAAGGUGAUUCCAAAGCACCUUGAGUGAAUGUAGUGUGAGGUGAAAACUUCCUUUCCAGGGAAUUUGAUAGCUAUGGGUUCUUCCCUUUAUUGGCACCAAGUUCUGCUUGCUUUUCCCAGCAACCAAGCUAGAUCAUACUAGAAUCUGAUGUCUCUUACAUUUUGACGCAAUGCAAAACAGCAUUUCCUUUUUUCACAAGCAUUGCAUCAUUGUAGCUGUUACUACUUUAUCCAGGCUCAUGAGGCAAUUUCAGCACCCAUAGUUCAUGCAGCUCAUCAAAAUGUAGGAUAAAGGGGAGGAAAUUUGUUUUGUUUUAAGCAAGUAACAAUAGUAAAUAUUUAGCUCAUGUUUUAUCUGCAGAGUGUAAUUACAUCUGAUAUAUAGUUUAACAACAUUGUUACAUUGCUUAAUAGACAGAAUAGUUUCUUUUUAUCAGUUUCUCUGUUCCACAGUUUCAUGGAUUUACUAAUUUUGGCUUGGGUUGGAGUCCUAUUUUUUCAGCACCAAAACAAAUCCCUAUUUAGGGUGGUAAAAGUGGAAUUUACCCCUAACUCUUCAGUCUUGGAACUGAGUCUACAAGUUGGCCUCAUUGCUGAAAGGUCGGCCUGAGUUUGUACUGUUCUCCCCUCUUUCUCCCCAUACCCUGCUUGUGUUACAUCUUGACUGAUUAAUAGCUCUGGAGAACUCAGAAGCUUCCCACACCUUUGUGGCAUUUUGGGUGAGCUCCCGUUGCUCGGUCCCUGCUCCUGCCAACCUAGCAGUUCGAAAGCACGUCAAAGAGCAAGUAGAUAAAUAGGUACCGCUCUGGCGGGAAGGUAAACGGCGUUUCCGUGCGCUGCUCUGGUUCGCCAGAAGCGGCUUAGUCAUGCUAGCCACAUGACCCGGAAGCUGUACGUCGGCUCCCUCGGCCAAUAAAGCGAGAUGAGCGCCGCAACCCCAGAGUCGGUCACGACUGGACCUAAUGGUCAGGGGUUCCUUUACCUUUAAUAAAGGUAUUACUCAACUUUUAGGAGCGUUUUUCUUAUGGAUCAAUGCAGCUGCAUUUGCAAGAUCUUUAUCUAUCUAUCUAUCAUCUAUCUAUCUAUCUAUCUACUGUAUUAGCAGUUGUAAGACAUGUACAGAGUCAAUACUCAUGAUCGUUAACUCAGAUUGGAACCUUCAUUCCUUAUAUUCACACAUUAUAAAAGCUGUGGUGGGGGGGUCCACUCUGAUUGUGCAUACAUUAAAGAGAUUAGAUUAUUUUUAUAAGAAAGUAUUAUAUAUUAAGUAAGCAUAGAAACAUGCAUUUGUGGACAUUCAGAAUUUCAUUCCUGCUCGGAGGUGGGGUUUGUUGGUAUUUUUAUGUGUGAAGUAAAUACCACUUUUUGGUGUACUAAUUAGUUUGACUCCUGGAUGGCAGUACUUCAUUCAGCCCUUUGCUUUAAUUCACCGAGUUUUCCUGUCAUUCAAACUCUGUUAAUUUCUCUGAGCCUUGCAGUAAAAAUCUGUGCAUAGCUGCUGAUUUGUUAGGUUGCACUCCUUCUCUCUUAAGAAUGUCCUUUUUGGCUGCAAUCCUGUAUCUUUUCCUUGGAAUGAUCCCUAUUGAAUACAGCUGAACUUCCAAGUAAACAUGUAUAGGAUUGUGCAGCAAAUGCACUGCUUCUUUGGUUUUUUUCCCAUCUGGUAUAGUCUGGGCUUUGUAUUGUGCAUUUCCCUUAGAAAGUAAAUGCUAUGUUUAAAACACUGUUGAAGUUAGAAAUAUUCAGUGCUUACUCUAUGAAGGUAGACGAUGAGAUAGUAAUUCAGAUUAGUUUUCCCAUUAGUGUUUUGUUUCUUUGAUUUGGUAUGUUUUCUUACUUGUAAAUUUCAUUUCUAUGUCUCUUGCCCUAUGGGACUUUAAAACGAAAAAAGUAUGUGUGGCUGGAGAUAAGAGCUUUUUUGAAACUUAGCUUCCAGCCACUGGCUGAACCAGGGACAGCAACUGUCACGGAACUCUUGGGUCCAGCAUUCUGACUUACCUGCUUAAGGAAUAGUAGAGCAACUACCAGUUUUUUCCAUUACUCUCCAGUAUUCGAAAAACCAGUUGUGCUUAGCAGAGCAAGUGAUUUAUAAACGUUAUGGUUACUGAGCCUUAUCAAAUCAAAUUCUCCUGAAUGACAAUGUGCAGCCAACACCUUUGAGAAAGUGAGCCUCCCCCCUGUUCCUCCAUCAUCAAAAUCGUCUUGAGCAGCACUGGCUUGAUCAAUUUGGGUGCAGUAAAACUUUGGCUCUCUCCAUUCAUUUAGCAUACUUUUCUCAUGUUUAGUUAGUUGUUUGAAUUGUUCAGAGCUUAAUGGAAGCUCUCUUGCAAUUAUUACAGUCCCCAAAUUUGGUGAUGGUUUUCCUAGGUGGGCAAAAAGAUGCAGGCCCUGUUUCUCAUAACAGCAGUAAUAUGCUGUUGUGUAAAUGUAUUGGAUAUAGCCUCUGAGGCUCUUAUAGUGGUAAAAGCAUGCAUUUUCUUUUAGGAGCGAAAAACAAGUGAGUCUUAACUCAUCUGAGUAAUACGGAUUUCUCCCCCCCCCCCCAUUAAAAAAACAACAACUCAUGUUCCUUGAUUUGGUUGAUUCCAUCUUUGUAGAAAAGCCAUACAAAUUAGCAGUCAUCUGGUUAUCUGAAGGUAGUGAUAGCUACUUCCGGGUGCUAGGAACAUACCAACUGGCAGUAGAACAGCAUUUGCAGCCACUUAAACAGAACAGCAGUGUUAUAGAGGCUGUUUACAGGGCUUUCUUAGUUGGGCUACAGGCUACUGGCCCCUGACUAGCACAGGAGAAUGAGCCAGGCAUGCAGAAAAUCUCAUAGUACUUCCCAUGUUAGUGGACAGUGCCGUGCAAAGUGCCUUGGGUUAAAAGGGAGACUGAAUAGCCUCUCCUUGAAGCUUCCAUAACUGGCUACAGUAGCACUCCCUGCUAUACACAUUUAGCACUACAUUGGUUUGACCCAACUUAGCUGAGAGCUAUUGGGAAGGAGUUUGUAUAAUCUCAGAAACUGUUCCUGAUUAGGGAACUUUAUCUUGUAUCUUGAGAACCACAGACGUUGUCUGGGUGGGUUAAUCGCUUCUCUUGCAACUCUCUAGGUGAUGUAGCUGAUCAUCAAGCUGGUUGGACACAAUAGAUAGAUGUUAGGCCACUCUUUACCACUACAUUUCUGCACUGGUAGGAACGAUCUUCACCUGCCGUCACUUUUAAAUCAUCAUGAGCCUACUCGAACUCUAUGUCUUCAACUCAGGUGAGAUCUUAAUAUCUGGCUUAAGCUUUGCAGAACUUUUGUUUGCAAAAGUACAUAGAAAACCACAUUAAGAUGCUUUAGUCCUUCAAGGGAAUAUUUGCAAACUGUGCAAUUACUGAUGCCAGAGAGAAUUCUGAUCAAUUUUUAUGCAACAGAUACAUCCUCUCAUGAGGGGGGAAUGCCCUCCCUUCUUUUGAGGUAGAGGAGCAGCAGAUUUCUUUUGGAGAAAUUGAAAAAAUGCAAUACUACUUUUUGAGCACUCUUUUAGAUGUUGAAAGCCACACUGUUACUCUAAGAAUAUUAAGUGCAUUAUGUAUCACUUGGUUUACCAUAAAGUUAUAAUGUCUGAUAUUUUUAAAAUACAGCUUAUUCAGACAGUACUUACAGAUUUAAUUUAUUAAGUUUUUGUUACACCUGGAUGUAGAAGCUGCUACACUGUAAGGAACCUAGCAUCCCUUUGGAUUUGCCAGUUUAUGAGGACAAGGCAAGAAUAGAAACCUUCAACAUUACAGUAAAACAAAUUGUGUCUCCUCUAGUCCUCCUGUCAAGCAGGUAGAAAGCAUACAUUUCCAUAAAAAGAACUGGGGGAAAGAGGGGAAGGGAAACAAAAGUCAAUGAACACUACAUGAUAUUUAGUCUUUUACUAAGCUAUCACUAUCACUAUCAGUUUCUCUUUUCUCAUAUUUGUCAUCCUAUUUAUCAUGGACUUUGAAAAACUGAAAAUUUGCCCAGAUCGAAACAAGCUUCUACCCUUUCAUAUGCCAGUUUAUUUCUUGAUUUGGUGCAUUUCCAACAUAGAUCAAUUUCUUUCACAUGCUGCAGAAGAUGGAGGAAUUUGAAGUAGGUAAGAAGCAAGAGGAGUCAGAGACCGUAUUGUGCACAGACCUAGCCAAUAUGUUGCAGGAGGGAUGCGCUUGACAGAAUCCCAGACUGCAUCUCUUGGCCAAAUACCUGAAUAUGUUCUGUAUUCUGCAACAUCUGAAAGCACCUUUCCAAUAUCAAACCCUCAGGAUGCUGCUUGCUUUGUAAUCCACUCAAAAUGUAGAAGCAGUGCUAUUAUAACUUCAACUUUGAGAGUUAAACUCUUAUUGUACAGCUCAAGACCUACUUGUCCUCAAUGUACAGGAAUUGUCUUCCUGUUGCACAGUUUUGGAAAUCAUUUUGAGUGAGCAAAUAUCUGAACACCUUGUCUUAAAUAUUUAAUAAUCCAAUUAUUCUCAAUUUAUUCCAAUUUUUCAGAAAAACAAAAAAGGCUUUAACAAAAAUGGGAAUCCCCCCCCCCCCCAGCCCUCAUAUCUCUAGGUGAAAAUGUUAAUUUUAAAAUGAUUUGCUGAACUUCACUUGAGUAUAUCUCUGGAGGAUAUAGUUUUAUUCCCAUGACAGACAUUUAAAUGUAAGUGACAAGACUUUGGCACACCAUUGUGAAGCUAAUAUAAUCCUUAAGUGUCCUAGGGGAUGCAAGCACAUAUUUUGCUGUAGAUGGGCUGCUAUGGUGGGAAAGGGGUUGGUAGAAAUGGAUAUAUUGGGAUGAGAGGUUUUAAGUAACUGGCCUCUAGGGAGCUCUUGGCCACCAUCUGGUCCUACUUGCAUGCCUAUAGCUUUUGGAUGAGGGUCCUUUUGAAGACUCUUGUCCCCCUCCCCCUUUCUGCCACACCAAAAGCUCUGUUGGUAAUGCGUUGCUCCAUUUUCACCCUAUUUACAUGUGGAUCUCUAUUGGACUGGUUGCAGGAGAAACUCCUGUGGCAACCAUCAUGUUUAUAAAACUUAUUUUUCAAUAACAAGCUUUUAUUUUAGUUAAGUAGGAAGACUUGUAUCUCAAUAUAACUAAUUUCCAGCCCUGGGAAUACAGUUCAGAUUUCUAAAUGAUCUUGAGAGUCACAUAUGAGCAGGUGCCUGGGAUUUUACUUGAAUUCCAGUGCCGCCUUUCAGUUACAGUGGUACCUCGGGUUAAGAACUUAAUUCGUUCCGGAGGUCCGUUCUUAACCUGAAACUGUUCUUAACCUGAGGCACCACUUUAGCUAAUGGGGCCUCCCACCGCCACCGCGCCACUGCCGCAUGAUUUCUGUUCUCAUCCUGAAGCCAAGUUCUUAACCCGAGGUACUAUUUCUGGGUUAGCGGAGUCUGUAACCUGAAGCGUCUGUAACCCGAGGUACCACUGUAUUCCUGUUACAUUGCUAUCCCACCUUUCCUCCAAGGAGCUCAAAGUUGUAUAUACUGUAUUGGCCUGAAUACAAGCGUCACUUUUUUACCAAAUUCCGACUGUGAAAAGUUAAAGUGCGGCUUAUAUUCACAACCAUACAGUAUGCAGCCAGGAGCGCAGGGCAAACAGCAGCAGGAGCCCGCCACACGCAUAGUCUUCUGUCCUCUCCCCCAAGGUUGGGAAGGGAGAAAACAAGGAAGGGGAAAGGUCACUGGCAACGCAGCGUGGCCCCCCCCCAAAAAAAGUUUGCAGCCAGGAGCAGCGAGGAAUGGAGCAGCUUAUAUUCGGGUAUUUUUUCUUUUCCCCUCUCCAAUUUUAAAGGUGUGACUUGUAUUCUGAUGCGGCUUAUAUUCGGGCCAAUAUGAUGGAGAACAGUAAGGGGUGUGAGAGAGAGAAAAGACAAACAAAUUUAUAUACAAGUGUUCAAACAAAAAAUUGUUGUUUGGGCCAGGCAUAGCUUUGUUUAGCACCCAGCACAAACAUUUCUUUGGCUAUAUAUAGUUUUCCUUUGCAGUCUGAGUUUGAAUCUGUUAUGUAGAAGGCUUCAAAAGAAGGAAGAUCAGGGACAGAUCCAGAUCAAACACUUAAAACACAUCCAGUGCACAUUUAAAGCACAUCACGCCUACCAAAGAAUCCAGGAAACUGUGUUUUUCCACAUUACAAAUUCCCAGCAUGCUUAACAAAUUAUAGUUUCCAUGAUCUUUGGGAAGGGUGUAGAAGUCAUGUGCUUUAAAUCUGUAUUGGACGUCCUUUAAAUAUAUGGUGUGGAUCUGCCCUGAGUUGACAAUCCACAUUUGCAGGCUAGCCUGGAGAAUUUAGCACUUCCACAUCCAUAGACAUUUGGUUUCAGUGUUGGUUUUAUUACAUUAGCAUAGAUUUGAGCUAAAAAAACCUCAUCUUUUUUGCUUUGCUCUGCAACAACUUGAAUCUGCAUGAAGAACGUAGGCAGUGUCUGUGUGGUCAGAGAAUGCAUGUAACAGAUCUACAUUAUUGAAAUCUCUUAAAGCAAAUCAUUGGACUUGAACAACUCACCCCCAACUCCCACUGGUGUUUUGAGGGGCAUGCAUCAGUCUAUUGAAAGGGACAAUUAUUCUGGCAUGCCACUGAAUGUGAUAGCGCACACAUGUUCACUACCAUAAUUUUGUUGCAUCACACUUGGAUGGUAAAUACCAGUUUAGCCUUCCACUCCAUUUGAUUCCCAUCUCUGCAAAGUGUUUUGGUCUUGCAUAUCAUAAAAUGGCUUAUUCAGAGCUCUGUGUUAGAACAAUAUUUGGUUUGGGUCAGCGGCAGGAGAUGUUUUAAAUGGGAAAGUGCCUCUGGAAUAUGUGAGCUUAACUAUCCCCCACUUCUUUCCCAAGUCUUGUUAUUUAGGCUUCUGUGCUCUCCUGAUGUUUCAGGGAUUUAUGGUGGAUCUUUAUUAAAUUGUUGCUUUCAAAGAGUUUUCAAAUUCCUUUUUAUUCUCACAGCUGUGCUGUGAGGAAGGUGGAGCUGUAGACAUUAUUGGCAUUUUGUAUCGGUUUGGAUGCUGAAGCUGCUGCAGGCUCACGUUGUGACCCAGAAGCCAAGCUUUUUAUUCAUUGAAGCACAGAAAACAUGCUCAGUCUAUGUAUUUUAAACUGGUUCCAUUUGCAGAGUACACAAAUCAGGUGAAUACCUCUAGUUAUCUAACCAAACGUUGAGUUUCUAGGUGUUGUUUUACGGGGAGCACAUCCUCUUAAAAUGAAGGUGCAUGCUAAGUCAUUGCAGGGUAUUAAACCUGGGUGGAAGGAAAGUAAUCUGUCUAAUUGUGACAGCAACAAUAAAUGUUCUCUCACAGGCAGGACUCAGCAACACCCAUUCUGUGAGGAAAUAUUUCUUAAGAGUAUAGAUCUUGGAGUUGUGCUACCAGAGAAAAACUGACUUGAAGUGGACACUCUUAGGAAGUAAGCUUUUAGCAUUGCAGACUAACCUGGAAGCCUUUCCAGAGCAGGAAGAUGCAGCAGGUGGAUUGUGUAAUGAGUGAGGUCUAGAGCUGGUGAAGACUUAAGUGCCAGACUACCAUUCAUGUUAAGCAUGCAUUUUUAAAAGCUGUUCACAGAAGCUGCCUUCUCUUCAGAAAAAACAGCUGGAUUGGGACUGUAGCAUGGGUGCAGUAGAACUUUUACCCUUUCAUCCUGUACCAUUUUAUCACUAAAAAUAGCCAUCCCAAGGACAAACCACUCUUGAUGUGUUCUGGAUGUAGAUCAGAGGCCUCCUUGGCUGCUUUUUCCUAAAAGCCACCUAUUCUAAGCAUACUUAAAGGGGGAGGCAAGCACCAAUGCAUCUUGUUUAAAAACAACAACACCUCUCCCUCAUUCAGACGUACAGGUUACAACAAACAGUUCGUGAAAAGGAAAUGGUCACAGUCCAUAAUUAAUACAGCCUAAAAGAUUUUAAAAUGUGUCCUUAGCACUGUGUGUAUGUUGUCUCUAAGACUUCGUGAGAGUGCUGAAGUCAGCCUUCCUUUAAUCUUGAAAAUCUUUACUUGAACAGGCUUUCUCUUGUGUUAGCACUGAAGGCACCAUCAUUGUACCAUAGACCAGUGUUAACUUUGUAUAGCUCUGUCCUGGGUGCUGAAUAGGCUUUGAAGGCUAAAUGUGUAAUGUGAACUGGAGAAAUGCAGCUUUUGAGACUUGUUUUGCAUUUGUUGCUGGAUUGCAUUGCUGUGAGGAAGGAAGGAAAUAAUAAAAAUGGACCUUGACUUUAACAGUGAUUCUUGAUAAAAUAUGGAAACAUUUUUGCAUAAAGUUAGAUAACUUUUAGUAGCAUAGUAUAAACAAAGUAAUGGAGUCAGAAGCCUGCUAAAGGCUAGUUCUGACAGUGUUGUAUCUAAAUAAGGUUGUAUCUAAAUAAGCUUUAUUUAAAGUAGAUCCAUUGAGUUUAAGGCAUUUAAAUUAGUUACGUUCAUUUGUUUUAGUGGGGCUACUCAGAAUAUGGUUCACAUUUGAUGCAACCAAAUGUGAAGAACCCAAAGUAAGAUCUUAAUUUAUUUUAGAAGAAAUAUUAGCUUUUUACUAUAUUGCAUAAUUUUGCUAUGUUUUAGAUCUGCAUACAGUGGUACCUCGGGUUAAGUACUUAAUUCGUUCUGGAGGUCCGUUCUUAACCUGAAGCUGUUCUUAACCUGAAGCACCACUUUAGCUAAUAGAGUCUCCAGCUGCUGCCAUGCUGCUGGAGCACAGUUUCUGUUCUCAUCCUGAAGCAAAGUUCUUAACCCGAGGUAAUAUUUCUGGGUUAGCGGAGUCUGUAACCUGAAGCGUAUGUAACCCAAGGACCACUGUAAUUUGUCAGUACUACUGUCAAGAUCCAGGUUACUGAUCUAUUUCUGUUUUCCUUAUCCCAAUAAGCUGGAGAUGCUGAUGAUCCACCAAGAAUUACUCAAAACCCAGUCAUCAAUGGGAAUGUAGCAAUGGCUGACGGUCACAACAACACAGAAGAAGACAUGGAAGAUGGUGAGUCAUCCCUUCUACUUGCUUUGAUGCGGGUGGGGAGCUCGCUUGUUUUUUUCAGUGAGUAGUAUAUCCAUUUGAUGGACCUGAAAGGCUUUUGCAUCCUCAUGUAUGUAUUUGGGAGACAUGGUAGAAGUUUACAAAUCAACGUAUAGUGUAGAAAUAAUGGAUAUGGAGUUUUUCCUCCCUCUCUUGUAAGACAAUAACUCAGGUCAUCUAAUGAAACAGGACAAAUGAAAGAUUUUCUGCACACUGUUGAUUAUUUUUUAUGGAACUCAUUGCCACAGGAUGUGCUGCUGAUGGCUAGUGGGUAAGAGGGCUUUAAAUUAUGGCAGAUUCAUGGAGGACAAAAAGGCUGUCCCUGUGGUUUUGCCUGAUAACGGCUACAUGGGACCCCUGCGUUUAGAGGAAGCAUGCUUUUGAAUACCAAUUUCUGGGGAGUAGUGGCAGGGGUGUGUUUCUGUGUGUGGCCUUCCUGAAGACUCAGAUUGGCCAGUGUGGGAACUGGGGUGCUGUACUAAAUGGACUUUUGCUGUGAUCCAACUCACUUUAUGGCCUGUUCAUUCACAAGUUGUUAAAAGUAUUGUGCUUUUUGCCUAAGAUUGGCAAAAGGGCUUUGCUUUUCAGUAAAGUAUGGCUCAUUGGGCGGGGGAGGGGGGUGAGUGGGAUAACUAGCCGUGGCUUAUUGUCUGUUUCGUGGACCUUAAUCAUGUGAGCAAUACAAGGCAGGAAUCCAUAGCUCUGUCAAUACUUUAAGCAUCUGCGGGAAUCUCCAGAUGCCUUCCUAGAUUACUUUGCAACUGCACCUGUGUUUUAACUGUAACCCAGUGCCAUGGGAAUAAGUCAGUACGGUGGUCAGGCUGUCUUUUGCACCAUUCAAAUAAACGUAUAAUAACAAAGCUUCCUGUUUUCGGAAGCAUUCCUUGUGGGCUGGGCCUGCCAUGUUUGCUCUUUGUAGUCUGCAUUUAUUAUAUAUAUUUUGUACUAAAUUUAAUAUUUCAUUAAGCAAGACUUUGAAGUGGUUAAUAGGUGGCUACAUCAGUCUUGUAUUAAAGCCUUUGUCUGGUAGUCGUAGGUGACAAAGAAUUGGAUGCAGGUAGGCACACAAAAUUAUAUGCAGGUGAGUGAGCAGGUUAGUGUAGAAACUAAGUGGGCUGCCAGAGGACAAGGCAAAGGAGCUCUCUGAUCAUUUUCUUUGAGUCCACAGUGAAGUUACCAAUGUAUGGGCCACCAUGGCAAGGUUAUCCUUGUCUGGCACACCAACUGAGGUUGGUAAAGGUCACUGACGCGUCUUGUGACAGCAGUGGAUCUAGGAGUACCCCCAAACUGUCCACCAGCUCCUUCAGAUGGAGUGCAACCACAUCCAGAGCUGGUUCAAAACCCAGUUCCCAGAUCUAGGAAUCACCCAUCCAUAGGGUUUCCAUCUUGGGAUUCAGACACAUCUUUAGUCCACUUUGAACUACGUGCAGUGUAAUUUUGGUCAUUCCUGGCCAUCCCACCAUUCAGCUUCAUUGAAUGUCUCUAGGGUCUAGUUUUAUGUGAGAUGUUGCUUCUUCAAAGUAUCAGACCUCUGCAAGGCUUUUAAUGGGACCCUUCUAAGCUGCCUGGCUGAGAUGAUCGCAAGGAGCAUUGCAUUGUAGUGGUUUGCACCUGCCUAUCUGAUAGGAGGACCAAGCAUGCACUGAUGGUUUUAAUUCAGAAGGUGGUCUGUCUGACUCUUUUGGUUGAAGUGGUUUUGAUUAUGUUGUUGCAUGCCACCCCAAUCCCCAAGAGGUGCAAGGUUCCAGGAGUACCUAUGGUUUGUUUUAUUUGUAAUGAGGGACAGCAGAGACUGUGGUAGCUUUAGGAUAUAUAAUUUAUUUACACAUGGUAUAUACAUGAACCUAUGAUGGAGGGACUCACAGCAUUAACACCCCAAGAAGUUAUCCCCCCCCCCCCCUCUGGCUUUUGUCUUUCUACCAGACAGUUGAGGAAGGGGGCCCACCUAUUUGCCCUCUGGCACAGAGCCACUUCCUUUUGCCUUAACAAUCCCUACUUAGGGGGCCAUUAGCAAGAAACUUGUCUGGCUAUUCCAGCAGUUGAAUUCCUCUUGGAUCUAGGAAUUGGAAGGAACUCCAGCAUACAGCCUGCCCCCUCUCCCCACAAAAAACUUGCUAAGAUGAUGUUUAAUUGUUUUUUUUUUUUAAUUCCAGAUAGAACAAUGUAUUCAUAUUUAAAUGAAUUCACAUAAAAUUAAGUACCAAAAUCCGCUUUAAAAAAACCUUAUAACCAAUUUAAAUUCUUGCUUUACUGUUCUUCUUUCAAGUUGUCUUGAAGGCUCUAUGUAGAAAUUUGGUGUGAUUUUUUUUUAUUAUGAUAAAUGCAACUUCAGGAAGUUUGCCUCUAAAGCCCGGGCUCAUUGCUUGUGGUGUACAGUUUCCUAACAUGGACCAGAUAGUAUCAUAAUCAUAAUCAUUAUUAUUCAGUAUAACUUGAUUUCUUAUCUUUCCUUCACCACAAGGUCCAAGGGUGGGUUACAGCAAUUUUAAAAUGCAAUUUUAAAAUCAGUUUAAAACAAAUUACAGUCAACAGAAUAGGAGGAUUAUUAUUAUGGGGUCAAUAACAUAUUAAGUGGAUGGGCUGUGCCCUUCCUUGAGGUCACUCUCACUGCUAUGCAUAGAGAAUGAAAGCGAAUCAUAUAGAGUUAAAAUGAUCACUAACAAUCCUGGGUGAGGUAUGUGCCCUUCCCCAUCACUUGUGACUUGGCUUAAUUUACUUGGGUCACUUGGAAUGAUUAGCUGCAAGGGAGCUUUCAGCCAGUUCAUUUCAGUUCAUUCCUUGUGAAGCACAUAAAUAGGUUAGUCUAGACUCUAGAGCUAGUGGGACUGGGAUGUAUGGACUUCAAUUGUUUGGCCUUUAAAAACUUCUUCUGGUUGUUAUAAUUUGAUAACUUUUAAAAUGGCUAUUGCUGCUUAAUCAGAGGUUAAGCCACCCUACUGAGGACAGCCAUCACAAAUGCCAGAUGUGAAUGGGCCAUUACUCCCUCUGAAAUAACUUAUGUGAGGCUUGAGAGUACUCCUUGAUCCACCACUGUGGAGGGCACUUUGCUAGUGUUGGCUGGUAUACCAGCUACAACUACUCCAGUGUUGGCCACUGUGAGAACAGAAUGCUGGAUUAGAUUCUGGGCCAUUGGCCCUGAUCUAACAGGCUCUUCUUAUGUUCUUAUAUGGUUCUGGACCAGGGUAUUAUGAAAAGUCACCUCUCCCAUUUCGCCCUGGUCACUUUGAUCUAUGAAUGAAGGUUGAUUGAUGGUGCCACACACCUCCCUGUCAAGCCUUGUGGCUCAAAUGCAUGCUUUCAGUGUUGUGGCACCUGUUCUCUGAAGUUCUUUUCCUUAGCAAUGAAGGAAGCCCCAAGCAACAUUAUGUUUUUGACAUUAGAUGAAAACAUUUGUUUUUUCCCAAGCCUUCCAGAUCAGUUCAUUUUAAAACUUCAUCUUUUGAUUCAUGUUGACUUCCAAGUUUUUUUACAAAAACAUUGGUUUAUCAUUUGUAUUACAUGUUAUAAACUUUUUUGCACUGCUCAGUAUUUUUGAGCAGUUUAUAGAUUCUGAAAUAAAUUUUAAAAAUUGGAAUACUUUGGCAUUUUAAGAGGGAGGCUUUCAGAAGACGUUCAUGGUGGCAUAACAGCUUUGGUUUCACAAGUAAAAAUCUGGCCUAGGGGAGUAACUGUGCCUUUACUAAUUGAAAUUCAUUUGGGAGUGUGUGUUUGUGUGUGUGUGUGUGUGUGUGUGUGUGUGUGAAAGAGAAAGAGGGAGACCCCAGAGGCAGGGAGGAAGAGUGAGAUUGAAAAGCUAUGUAACAAAAGCUUGUCAUUUGAAAUACUUCUAUUUGACUGCUUUGUUUUUCUGUGGCAAAAGACCAUAAUGGAAUGCUGAGUUGGCUGUUGAAAAUGCAAAAAUGCACAUUGAUUUCAUUUUGUGGCUGGUUAUUGCAUUUUUUUCAAAUAACUUGAAACGAAGCUUCUUCUUUUAAUGUGAAAUGCCAUUCAGUUCACCUCCAAACUGAACUCUGUCAAGAAUGGAUCAAUGUUUACAUUAAAAAGAUAGAGCUGUGUUUAUUUUAUUAUCAGGGGAUCUGUGACUUUACAUUUUGAUGUUUUGAAUCUGAAAAUGAAGAUCCCUCCCCCAGACUUUUUAGCAGCCUCUUUGUGUGAGAAGAAUAAAUGUUGCACAGUUUUUCAUCACUGAACAUACACAAUAUUCUCCUUGCAGGUGCUGUCAGCAACUAUUAGGUACUGAUUAUCUAGUAACAGUAGUUAUGCGGGUUCCUCUUUAUGCUGUUUUUUAAAAAAUAUUUUGUACCAGAGGUUUCCCCAUAUCUAGUUAUGUCACAGUUUAAAACCUUAUGCAUCCUGUAUUUUAUGCCCCCUUAUGCUUUGUUGCAUAAUUGCACUGAUGAUGUUUUUUUUGUUUUGUUGUAUACUUCUUUGUAUGGGUUGUAUAUAUUUGUAUAUAUUUGUAGUUGUAUAUAUUUUGUUGAGCUAUUUCAAGCCAAAUUUGGCUUACAGCUCAAUUGUUAUAAGCAAAGUAGUAGUGAAGUGUUUGUUUGUUGUUGUUGUUUUGCAGGGGGCGGUAUAUGCAUAGUCCAACCAUAAACUAGAUAUGUAGACUUGUUAAUAUAAAGCACUCCAUAGCAGGGGGAGGCACAUUUCCCAUGGCAGGAAGUUCCAGAGUCUGGGUCCUGCACUACAAAGAAGUCCCUCUUUUGUAUCCACAUCAACUGGUGGUGGUGGGGAAUUAAUGAUAAUCUUAGUGGGCAGACAACUCACACAGGGAGGAGAUGAACUUCUAGCAUUUGAACUUGGAACCAGCCUGUAAGCCACUGAGAUUGGCAUGAUAACAGAGGUGCAUGAUUCAAGUAUCUGGCCCUGGUCAAAAUUGCAUUGGUACAAAUUGCUGCAACUAAAAUUUUCAGCUUUCAAAGGCAGCUGGUGGUACAGUGUACUUUUUCUACUGCUUCCUUAGAAUAUGAUGUUGGAAAGGGGACAAAGAAAGUUAGGUGUCAACUGCAUACUGGUACAGUGCUCUCCAAAUCUCUGCACAAUAAAUUCCCAUUGUAACUAAAAAUCAGAAAUAAAAUAGACAGUCUAUUAAAGACUUUAUCCUUGCUCUGCAGUGUUCUUACUGUUUCUACAUCUGACUUGUUCAAUGCAUAUGGGGUGUUUUGCUGCUCAGAUGAAAUGCCACACGGUGAGUGGAGGCCGAGCACCUUUGGCCUUGCAUGGGGACUGAAAGACCAGGCUGAUUAAUUUGCAUUUAAUUGAUCUUUGGUAUUUUGCAGACACAAGCUGGCGGUCGGAAGCAACUUUCCAGUUCACUGUUGAACGUUUCAACAGGCUGAAUGAAUCAGUCCUAAGUCCCCCCUGCUUUGUACGGAACCUGCCAUGGAAGAUUAUGGUGAUGCCACGACUCUACCCAGACAGGCCGCACCAAAAAAGUGUAGGAUUCUUUCUUCAGUGCAAUGCUGAGUCUGAUUCCACGUAAGAUAUUUAAUACACUAUACAUUUCUGUAUAGCACCAUCUUAACCUAUUGCAUUUUCUGACUAUAACUUCUGUGUCGAUUGGUAGGACAGCACGAGGAAUGGGGCUUCGGCAUUCAGGAAGGGUGUAUAGGGGCAUGUGCUUAGAUGUGGAGGAAAGAGGCAGAAAGUCCCAUUAGAGAUGCCUGAUCAGUCUGAUGUAGUCUUCCUUGUUGUCCGCUGUAUAUUGGGUAUGGUAUGUUGAGUUUGACAUGACUUAAUUUGGGAUGAAUGUAAUGUAUGUUAGUUCUCAGAUAUAUAUUGACCAAAUUAAUAAGCUAUUCAGGCUGGUGUUUAAUAGUUUUGAAUAGUUAAUAGGUUAAUUACCAAAUACAUGAACCAGAUGAGGAUGCAGACUAUUUGACCUUUCCCAACAAAAAGAAAGCAGCACGUGCUCAGUGACUCUAUAUACAGAGCUGAUUUAUUGAAGCAUAAAUUGGCUGCACUGUUGCAUACUUACUGCUGCUUCCUUCUGGUGAGGUGCUGCCUGUUUGAAUUCCCUCAUGCAUGAGCACAAAAUGAUCAGAGCAUGUUGGAAUGCUCUGUUGCUGCUAUUUUGUUUUGUUUUUUGGUAAACAAAGAAAAGCUAAAUGCAGAAAGGUCUCCCAUAGGAAAAGACUAGAGCCUUUUUAAAUUAAAAAAAUGGGUAAAUCAGCUAAUUUUAAUUAAUAAACUUGAACAUUACCAAAGCUGCUAGGCAGGGGUCCAUUUGAAAAAGUGAACACAGGUUGAGAAUUGUACGUUUUUAAAAAGUUGGUUUUAACAUCUAAAGCUGAUGUUGACUGACUCAGUUUACGUUGUUAAAAAUCAAAGCUUACAGCCUUAACAAAACAGGGAAUGGAAAUAAGGUGACUACAGCAGACUUUUGUAUACAUGGGAUUGGAGCACAUCACUAAGAACUAGAAGCCACAAUCUUGGCUGAGUGGGAGGCACAGUGGAGUUCAUGUGUAACCUUUUGAAGGAGUCUCCUAACCCUCAGGUUGAGAAUGCAAGCAAAUAAACAUUCAGAGAACAGAAGCAUCUCCAUUUGCUGUUUCUUAACCUGUAGUAGCAGAAGUCUUUUUAAAGUAUUCCUACCUGCUUUAGAGGAGUUGUAGCAUUCUUGGAUAGCUAUAGAAGAAAAUGCACCGAGCUGCAAAAAUUCCAUGGUGAGUGAACACAUAAAAACAGCUCUGUGAGAAACUGAGCCUCUACUCAAACUCUUUCCGUGAUGUUAAUAGUUUGUAAUGGCUCUGAGAGCAUUGAAGCAAAGUUUUUUUUAUCCAGAGGUGGCAAGAAGUAAGGUAGGCUUGUUCAGUAAAGCACAGUUUAUUAGCAUCUUUUUUCUGCAGCUCAGCAUGUCAACUGUUAUCUCUUUAAUUGUUGCAGGUCAUGGUCUUGUCAUGCACAAGCAGUGCUCAAGAUAAUAAAUUACAAAGAUGAUGAGAAAUCAUUCAGUCGCCGUAUCAGCCACUUGUUCUUUCAUAAGGAAAAUGACUGGGGCUUUUCCAACUUUAUGUCAUGGAGUGUAAGUAACAGCGUGUAGCAGCGCAAGAGCCACUGUGGUGGUUAUGAAUAGGUUUUGGACUAGAAAAUCCAUGUUCAAAUCCUCACUCAGCCAUGAGGCUCACCAAAUGAUUCUGAGCAAGUCUCCUUCCUACUUCCUUUAUUUCUUCCUCUUAGCCUAACCUGCCUCACUGGGUUGUGAGAAUAAAACAGGUUCAUAGGUUGGAGAGAACUGUGAAUACCUCCUUGAGAUCGUUUGAGGAAGGGUGGGAUAAAGAAUACAAUGCAAUGUAAUUGACAUUAUGAGAAAGAAGUCCCAUGUUAAGCUCUCAACUGGUGGUCCUGCUCACAUAAAUUGUGACGAUCAGUGAUCUUCCUCUCUGAAUAUAUAUAUAUAUAGAGAGAGAGAGAGAGAGAGAGCGCGCGCGCGCAGGAGACAUUCCUGUAUCAUUCAGACUCACUGUUAAAAGUUAGUGUGCAUUUAUAGACUUCAGGUUUUAAGAAAAGAGCUUUCAAGAUUGCCAGUCAUCAAAGUGAUGUUAGUUAGGCCUUCUAUGUGAUUUGAUUUUUAAUGUUCUUGUCAAUUUUACUUUUUGUAGGAAGUUACUGAUCCAGAUAAAGGCUAUAUAGAAGAUGACAAAGUAACUUUUGAAGUGUACGUUCAAGCUGAUGCUCCACAUGGCGUGGCGUAAGUAGCUUAUGAUUUUUUUACUGGAACAAGUGGUUGGAUUGUGGGUCAGUAACCAAGUUUCUUAACAAUCUUUGAUAUCCAUUGUGAAUUUGGUAAGUGUCUUGUGUUCAGUGUUCAACAAAUCACUUCACAUUACUGUCAACUUCUAAGCAGCACCUGCUCAUUUUGUGGUUUAGAAUUCAGUCCGCUGUGCAAUCUUUCUUCAGAAGGUCUUUGAAGAGCAUAUUCAAAAGGAUAAAAUUUAUAAACAGAUUUCUGAAUACAUGGAACAAAAUUCUAAAUAUUCCACGAUGGAUAUAUUGCCUUAAUGACCAGCAAGGUUGUGUUGGUGGAUACAGCUUGGUUCCACAAUAAUUGUCCAUUGUAUUCACACACUGGGAAUACAUUAAUUUGUGUGUGUGUGGUUCUUGUAACCCAAUUCAUGGUUUUUAUAGGUGGGAUUCCAAGAAGCAUACAGGAUAUGUAGGACUGAAGAACCAGGGAGCAACCUGCUAUAUGAACAGCUUAUUACAGACAUUAUUUUUCACAAAUCAGCUACGAAAGGUAAACCAAAGUUUUUGUGACUUCCUUGUUGAUAUGCUCCUGAAUUGCUAUGGGGAUAUUAGGAGCGACCCUCCAUAGCUGUGCAGCCUAACGUUAUUGCACUGGAGAUGUGCAGGAUGCUAUAGGCGAUAAUCCAUGUUACGAAUGCAGCUGGUAAAUUAUUCUGUAGUAGCUGCUUGUCCUGCCCUGCAUCUACAACUUGCUGCCUGAACCAGCACCCACAACCACACCAAGGAAACAGCACCACAGAGCUAUUCCAGGUGCUGGGAAGCAGCCUUGGCAGCAGAGAAGACGAUAGAGAUGGCAGGCCAGUGGAAGGAAGAGGUAGAGUAGCUUGAUCUCUUAGUUGGUGGUAGUUGCCACGGAGUUCAUCCUUGUGGCAGAGAAAACCUCUGAGCUAGCAAAUGCCAGUUGCCGUUUUGAAGUUCGGGGCAGCCUCAACUUCAAGCAUUCUCUAAUUGUAAAUCCAUCUUGUAGGUCACCUGCAUUCUGUUUCUUUGUAACUUGUGCCUUCGGACUCCUCAGUAUUUCUUCUACAUGCCCCACCCUAGCUGAUACCUAUCCAUCUGAACAUUAUUUUUCUACCCAAUGGUUAAGUGUGCAUGAGAUUUUACCAAAAGGUAAUAGUCACUAGCUAUCUCCAUUGCUGUUGCGAACAGCUGCUUCUUGUGUGCAAAACCUGCCUGAGGUACCAUCGAUUCUUUUGGCAAUGAAGAGACACUCGAAGGGUUUUCUUCUAGAAUCCCAGCAGUCCUUGAAGAAGAGGAGAAAACUUGCUGCUGCUUACUGUGGCUUAUAGGGAUUAAAUGAAGCCAUGUUCUCAUAGCCUGAUGCAAGAGUGGAUCAAAUGCCCCAUUGAAAUCACCAGGUUAUAUACAGCUAAGUUAGUUAUGCCCAUUAAUUUAAGUGGGUCUACUCUGAGUAGGACAAGUGCCCAUUAUCUCUCUUUUUCUUCCUUCCGCCUACAAAAAAGGGCCCUGCUGGAUCAGAAUAAGGCCUAUCUAGUCCAGUAUUUUGUUCUAUGGGGCCAGCCCCCCCACUCUGGGGUUAAGCAUGCAACUGAUUCUAACAAAUUACUACUGUCUAUGGUGUCUAGGAGAUGAAUGGUUCAUUCUGAAGGUAGCACUGUCUGCUAUGAUCAUUCAGGAGUGCAGCGAGCAUAGUGUUUGGCCUUUCACUUGACCUGAUUGCUCAAUUCAUAGUCUUGCAAUAAGCUUAAAUUUUUUUAAGUAACUUCCCCACCACCCAGCUAUUCAACUUCCUUGUCACAGUGUUUUAGUUGAGCAAUGAAUGUGCUUUUCUUAGGCUUUUAUGCAAACAACCACCACCUGUUACUGCAAAGAGUGGUAUCUUUUGUCUCUUCCUGUCUUUCUGGUUCUUUUAUGGUCAUUCCCUAAGGGAGGCUUCUCUGAUAUUAAUACAUUCCUGAUUAUGAUUUCCUUUUAGGUUGGUCAAAGAAAAGAACUCUUGCUUUCUCACUUUUGCUUCUCCUUGCCACUCUCAAUUUAUAUCAGGCCCUACUUUGUGUACCCAUGUUUAGGGUUCUGCAGGGUGUGAAUGAAUUAAUGAAUGAAUCUUUAUUUGCGUCAACCAUCAGCCAUAGCCAUAAAACAACAAUAAGGUAAAGGUAAAGGGACCCCUGACCAUUAGGUCCUGUCAUAGACAACAAUACGAUAUACAAAUAAUAGAAAUAAUUAUAUAAAAUUAUAUAAAAUACAUUUUAGGGUUUUGAAUCAAUAGUCAAAUAAUGGAUCUUAUUCUGAUGGCCCCAGGUAAAAACACUGCAGCCUUUGCUGUCACCUGCUCAUCUUGAUCUGCCAAGAGAAAGGACACUGUAGCCUUUCUCAGAAUGGAUAAAGAGGGGGUGAUAUUCUCGUUCCUCAAGUCUUUAUAAAGAGUGCAAGCCAGAAGGGCAUGCACCACCGAUUCAGUACUGCCAUCUCCACAGGCACAUAAGUGUUUUUCAUGUCUGUUGGAAUCGUCCCUCAAGUACAGUCGAGGACAAUACAUUCAAGAGUAAAAGAGCGUCUAUAUUUUAGAAUUGCUAGGUUAUGCAGAUAGGGUGCCAGAUAGUCGAAAUGGGAAGGUGGAAAAUAUUCAUACCAUGGGCAAAAUUUCCUUAUUGUGGCCAAGUUGUUCUGAUACUCAGUAUCAUUUAGGCGCUGACAAAUUAGACUGUUUGCUUUACUCACCCAAAGUAGCCUUUGUGGUGAUAAAGCACAAGAGUGAAAUUUUUGAUAGACAAUUUUAGUCCAGGCACUCUUGUGACAAUCUUGAAGCCCUAGGGAUAGUAGACUGGGGGGAUUUGAGUUUACGCAAAGCCAAUAGUUAAGUGUUCUACGCCAGAUCCGCAAUUCUACUGAGGGAAGAUUAGCCUCUAGGCGCAAUGAAGCGUUUGGGACACAGGGUGGCACAGAUAAAAUUUGCCUUAAGAACUUUGAUUGGACAGCUUCCAUAGAUACAAGGUGAGUGCCUGUCCAAAUCUGAGCCCCAUAUAAUAACUCUGCUAGGGGUUUAGGUUCUGCAGGGUGUGAUGUUGGCCCAGUUUACUAAGGCUCUCAGCUCUUUUAAAAGCAAGUUUUUAACAAAGAGCUGUGUGAGGAUACUGAAGCUCACCUGGCAAUUUUACUCUACCACCCAGAGAGAAAAUUGAGACUUUGCAAACUCAGUUCCAUAUGCAUUCUGUAUCCCCCCCCCCGAACCGAUAUAAAAUUGUGAAUGACAUACAGUCCAAGUUGCAGUUUCAGAACCUCCUUUUUUGACAACCUUGCCAAAUAAAUUAUUUUGUUACUUUGCAUUUAUGCAGUGAUUUCAGUUGCUUUUCUCCCCCAACCCCAAACCCUUUCUUUGUACCAUGCUAAAUUCAGUCACCUACUUUGUAUUGUUUAGGAUUUCCAUUCAUAAUCUGCUAGUUAUAGAAGCAGAUAUGUUUUAUCACCUAAACCAGCUCCUAAAGUUUUUCAGCUCCUGUUAACUCCCCAGCUUCUCUCUACUUUAGUGGUUUAAUUUCACUAUGUAGCAGGUGGGUCAGAACUACUCUUCAUCUCCCUCCUCUUCCUAUGGCCUCCUUUGUCUCUAUUGAUACCAGCCAUUUUUUUAAAAACUUGCUCAACUUCCUACCAUUGAUGUGGUCUUGUUGGCUGGCUUUGUACUGAGGUAUUGAGAUGGAACCACAGCUCAGUGGUAGAGUGUUUUGCUUGCAGAUGAUCCCAGGUUGAAUCCUCACCAUCUCUAGGUAGGACUGGGAAUGUUCCCAGUAUGAAAUCCUGGAAAGCCACUGCCAGUAAGUAUAGACAGCACAUAGCUAGAUAUACCAGUGAUCCUGGCCCCUAAGUUUCCUAUUUGUUUCCCUUUUAUUGGCUGCUUGUCUUCAUUCUUCAAGGGUGUAUUUCUAUUUUUUUUCUUUUACGUGCUUGUAAUAUGCCUUGCUAUUCCUGUUCUUAGUCUCUCCUCAUCCUAAUCUUGUAUUAAUCCCCCAGAGUUCUACUUUCCUUUCUUGUGGUCUACUCAUUUGUCACUAGCAGCCUUUAACCCAGUGUUGUUUGUUAUUCUAAGAAACCAAAGAGACUGUACAGUUUUCAAGUCAGUGGUUAAAAUUAGGAUAGUCUUGAAAGGUUAAUUUUGCCACCUUGAGCAGCCAACCCUGCUCCUUGAUCUCAGAAACCUUCAUGCGAACUUUGGUUAAAAUAAGCAGGGUCCAAAUGCAUAUCAAACACACAUUUCCAAAAUACAUAGUAGAGUCUGUAGCCAUUAAGUGUACUAUUUAUUUAUUGCAGUUAAUUCUUUCGGGAUGCAAUCCUUCCAAUAAUAAUAAUAAUAAUAAUAAUUUUUAUUUAUACCCCGCCCUCCCCAGCCAAGGCCGGGCUCAGAGCGGCUUACAAGCAAUAAUAAAAACAAGUUAAAUAAUUACAACUUAAAAACAAAAUUAAAAAUACAACAUUAAAAUAUUGAAACAUUAAAAUAUUAAAAUGUAGCCUCAUCGCAGGAGGAGAAGGAAAAGAAAAAAGAAAGAGAGGGAGGGAAUCAAAUUGGCUCCAAGUCAAAGGCCAGGCGGAACAACUCUGUCUUACAGGCCCUGUGGAAAGAAAUCAGAUCCUGCAGGGCCCUGGUCUCAUGAGGCAGAGCGUUCCACCAGACCGGAGCCAGAGUUGAAAAGGCCCUGGCUCUGGUUAAAGCCAAUCUAACUUCCAAGGGAGUUUAGCAGCAUAACAUGGCCCUUGUGAUGUCAACAUUUUCUGCACAGCCUUGGAUUGCAUUAGUCUCCUUUUCAGACUUUUCUACACAAGCUGCUCUCCUAAUUCCCUCUCUUGUGCAUUCUGUGUUUUUAGUUUUCUCCCUCACUCCUGUGUCACCAGUGAAUAGUUGGAACUAUUCCCCUGCUCUUCGAUUAAGUCACCCACACAAUGCAGCCUUUUGCCAUGUCACAUUUUAAUCCCUUUAGGGCCCUUUGUCUAAAUUCACUGAUGUUCUCAGUCCUUCCCAGUUGAAUGUAAUCUGAGAAUUGAAUUGGUGUAUGUUUCCUCCCUCUUUCUGGCGAUUAACAGAUAAGUAAAACCCAUCUGACCCCUUUCUUGCAUGCUUUUAAAUGGGCAUACUGUCAAUCACGUAGGAAGCUGCCUCAUACCAGCUCAGACCAUUUAACUUAGCAUGGUCAACACUAGCUGGUAGUGGCUCUCCAGGGUUUCAGGCAGUUUUCCCCAGUUCUUCCUGGAGAUGCCAAGGAUUAAACCUGUGACCUUCUAUGUGCAAAGCAGGUGCUCCAUUACUGAGCCACCGCCCUUCCCUUCAGGAACAUAGGAAGCUGCCUUGUACUGAGCCAGGUGGGAAUGUCCCCUCAAUGACUAGAAGAUUCCGUCUCUUUUCUGCAAUGUGAAAAUGCCUAGUCUUGAAAUUGAAUCAUGCAUUCUCUUAGCCCUAGCUAAGAGUGAUGCAGUAUUACCUAUGGCAAAUGUUUCCCUAGAUUUAUACAGUCCAGUAUGUAGCUGGAUCCUCGGGUACUUGAACCACUGCAUCAUUGGGAGCUGGAAUUUUUCCCUGGUGUAGGGAAAUGCCCAAGAUGUUGGAUCUGUGUAUUGAAUUGAGACAAUACAGCGAUAAAAAUUGUGCUGUUGUGCAUAAUUCCAGUUCUGCAAGGUGCUGAACAUGAUUUAGAGGAAACUUUACUGUGUUGUGUGUCUGGUAGCAGAUUGAUUAGAGUCAGGCAGGACAGGACCUAGGACAGUUCCCAUUACAUGCUCCCACUCUCAUUGUAAAUUGCUCUGAUAAGGGUCUGAACUGAGAUGGGCACAAAAAUAGUAAAGCCGUCCUGCCGAGUGUUGACCAAGACCAGCCUACCCUUAUCUGCCCAGCUUGGUGCCUUGCACUCCAGCAUCACUUGAUGGUCUUCAGUUAAACUUCCUCUCCUUUCCUCAGAACUUUACAGGUGAGGGUUCACCUGUGGAGACAUGAUGAGGCUGUGCAUUCUGGUUCCUUGUUUGAGAGGUCUGAACUCACCUCUAAUUUUCAGAGGGUUAAUCUGGUGCCAAGAUUAAUUCUUCCUGCAGAUUGUUCUUCCUCAGGCUAGCUUGGGGUCCAUGCCAUCCCUAAGGGAGAGUUGUGCUGUAUAGUGGUCACCUCUGUAUCAGAAUUGCUCUCUGAAACAUCUGGAGUUCUGGGCAUGACAAAUUCCAGAUAUGUUUGGAAAGGAUGGGGGGGGGGAGAAGAGAAUACUAAGGGCAGUCUUUUUCAGGGACACCCCUCUCUCCAAAUAAUCUGGUGCAAUGUCAUAAUGGAAGGUUCAUUUAAAUAAGCAUCAAAUGCCAAGUCCCAAACAGAAUGUAGGCUGGCAGUUAGCUUGCUGUGAUGCAGCAAUAGUUUGGGCAUCUUGAAAAUUAAGCUGUCAGUCUGAUUUGAGCAACUGUUCCACUGUAAGCAAUAUGAUGAAACUGCUGGAUAUUGCAGGGCCUUCCCCUCCCCUUUAGUGUCAGCAGAGUACAUGGGCAGAUUAUUCAAAUAUGUUUUACUGAUGUUGGCCUGUCUGACAGAUUUUUGAUCACGAUGAAAUGGAUUAAUAAAUACAACCAUGUGAGCUAUGAGACCCUUUUCUGUAGUCCUAAUUAAAUUGGUUUCUUUUUUAGGCUGUGUACAUGAUGCCCACAGAAGGAGAUGACUCAUCAAAAAGUGUUCCUUUAGCAUUGCAGAGGGUGUUCUAUGAGCUUCAGCAUAGCGACAAACCAGUAGGAACUAAGAAGCUGACAAAAUCCUUUGGGUAAGUGCUGCCAAGAUAUCAGAUGGCUCUUCAUGGCUGGCCAGUUUCUUAACCAAAGAUUCUCAGCCUACUUCUUCUCAGAAGUGGCUUUCACCAUCUGUUAAAUGAACCAAGACUGAGUAUGUUAAUUGUGGUGAAGCCGUCCGUUCCUGAGAGGCUCUUGCUGAAGGGGAUCCUGCCAUUGUUUGCAUGCCCCAACGGAGCCUUUUAGUAUAGCAAACCCUUCCAUGUGCAUUUUGCCCACCAUUUUGUCAGGAAUCUAUGGGGAGGGAUCAUAGCCCAGUGGUAGAACACUGAAGCCCUCAAGUUCUGCCCUUGGCAUCUGCAGUUAAAAGUAUCUGAAAGAGGUGGUUCAUAUUCUUUAUAUGCUGCCCAGUAACAGAAGAUCUCUAGCCAGCUUAGAGUUUAGGAAAACCACAGUAAUGGAGAAGACUCUCUGACUGACACCCUGGAGAGAUGCUCCCUGUUGGGGUGGACCAGGCAGGAGUAGGGAACUGGAUCUGGCUGGCAUGCCAGAUCCGUGAGCCGCCUCCCACACCCAAGGUCAAGUUUAUGACAACUGGGUGGGAACACCCACCCACCUGUCAGUCUCCUGAUGUCAUAAUGAUGUCAGGCGAUAAACACCUUUUGAAGUUUGAAGUAGAUUACUAGGCAGUUACAGCAACCUCAUUUGAAGGUGCACUCCCAGUACCAGUCAGUACCAGUGUGCUUUCAAAGGGGAUUGCCCCAUUAGUGCAAAACAGUUUGCAUUGAAACCCCUUGCUAAAAUGGGUGGUGGUGGUGCAAAAUGGGGAGCCCCGGUUUCAAUGCAUACCUCUAAUGGCGCAAGCCUGUUUGGAAGUGCUCUCCCACCAACAGUCAGGUGAUUUUUCAAAGGGAAAUCAGGAUCAAUUUUUCUUUGAAAGAAAAGUUUGUGCCAGUUGUGCUAAGCCUUUAAGCCCAAGGGCUGCAUUAGCUAUUAGGCAAUCUCCCCACUGCAGUGCUGGGCUUGCUUGAGAUAUAUGCAGAUGCACUACACACACACACAAAAGAUAUGGAGUGGCAGGCCAUUUGAAAUGGUAGUCGUGAUCUAGGUCACAGGUUUUCUGCCCGUGCUUCAUGCACUUACGUGUCCACACAUGAAAAGAAUGGUUCAUUCUGGGAUUUCAUAAGUUGCACAGUCUUUCUUAGAUGGGCUUUUUGUUGGUGUACAGCAUGAGGUAUAUUUUUAAUAACUUCACAAUUGUUUUCAAAUGUGGCCAUUUUAUAAGUGCCUUUUUCCCCACUAUUUAAUAAAGAUGGGAGACGUUAGACAGCUUCAUGCAACAUGACGUUCAGGAACUAUGUCGAGUGGUAUGUAUUUCCCCUUUUUCUGUUCAAGAUUAGCAUACAGUUUUGUUGCAGUUAUGCAUAUCAUGUCACUCACAGGGUAAUCCAGAGGGAGGCUGUUCCACACAAGCCCCACUGAAGUGAACAGAAGUUGCAGAAUAUCUCCUGGUUUGAUUAGGCUGUGCAAAAUUGCUUCUUGCUAGAUUGCACCCUAAAUCAUCUUUUACUUAUACUCAAGGUUUAGUUAGAGCCAGUGAUCAAAUUUAAUUUAAUUUUUGAAAUCUGAGCCCUGGAAUUUGUGUAGACAUUAUUAGUGUCCUGCCCUAUAUGUGCAGAGUUGUGUUUCCUGCGCCUAGAGGAGGAAUAUCUGACAGGGGGAAAACCUUAAAUUUUAGAACGCCUCUGAGUAGGGUCUCUUUAUAUUUCUGUGUUAAGAAAGUGCCACCCUGAGGCAUUCAGGACCUUUAGCUAGAAUUAAAGCUAAACAAAUAAUUAUCUGUUAAGAAAGCAGAAGUAGCUUGAAGUGUUGAGAGGGUGCUCUGAAAGCACUGUAGUUUGGAGGCAGUAAUGGCCUGGAUGAGGACCAAAAAACUGAAGUUGAAAUCCCACUUGGGUAACACUGUGGAUUGGGGGUUCCUCCAGUCUUGGAAUUAAGUGGAUAGCCUGUCUUGGGUGGGAUUCUUCUCCCUUAGAAGGGCAGGUUCCUAGCUUGGGGGCACUCUUGGAUCUAGAUCUGCCAUUGGCUUCAGUGGCACAGAGACCCUACAUUGGGAUACAGUUGUUGCUGGCUAGAACAGCUCUGGAUGACUGCAGUGAGGUUUAUACCUAAGGCUACCUUUGAAGACUGCUUGGAAGCUGCAGUUAGAGCAUAAUAUGGCUGCCAGAAUUUUGACUGGCAUAGCCAGCAGGUAUCUCAUAAUACCAAUUCUGACAUAUUUGCAUUUGUUGCCUGUAUGCUACAGAGCCCAAUUCAGUGUGUUUGUAUAUAAAGAUUUAAAUGACUUAGGAUCCCAAGUACCCGAAGGAACUCUUCUCCCUAUUGCAACCAGCCUGUGUUAAGAUCUGUAGCAGAGGCCCAUCACUGGGUGAAAUACAUGGUGCCACAAAUGCCAGUGCUGUUGACCUUUCAGCACCAGUUAAAGUUGUACCCAGAAUUUUUAAGGAUUUUGUUUUACUCCCAGCUAGCUGUAUCUGAGUUAUUAACUUGCUGCUCAGUGAACAAGUCAGUUGGAUUUUAAUUCAUGUUUUAAUUGCUAUAUUUGUAUUAUUUUUGUAUGUCAUGGUAUUUUUUGGCGGUGUUGUAACCCGUUCCUGGGAGUCAUGACCUGAUGGAUGGAUGGAACAGAAUAAAAUAAAUGUUGCAGUGUUGCUGGAACUGAGGGGAGGUGGGCCAGAUCUGGAUGGGAGAGCAAUGGGAGCCCCCAUGCCCCACCCAGCUUCAUUUAAAGGGUAUAUAAAUUAAAUAAAUGUGUGUUUCCAAUACCAACUUUCUGCUUUCUUUCAGUUGCUUGAUAAUGUUGAAAAUAAAAUGAAAGGCACCUGUGUAGAAGGCACUAUCCCUAAAUUAUUCAGGGGGAAAAUGGUGGUAUGUAUUUGGUUUAAAAGCUAACUUUGAGACACUGUUUGUGUGUGUUACUUUUGUUGUUGGUAUGCACUGAUAUCUCUCUACCCUAUUUUUGUUUGCAGUCUUAUAUCCAGUGCAAACACGUAGACUAUCGUUCUGAACGAAUAGAGGAUUAUUACGACAUUCAGCUAAGUAUAAAGGGAAAGAAAAGCAGUAAGUAUAUAGUUUAUAAAUCCAUGUGGUUUAGAUAAGCCCUUUUUUCCCUGAGAUAUUCAGUGCCUGCUAUAUGUUGUCUUCUUGAGAAUCAACCCUAACCCAUCCCCCAAAACCAUCAAGUUCAAAGAACCUGAGGGGCAUUCUCCUUCCCUCUGGGCUUUGGCUUGGUUGAAUCUGUUGCCCUACAAGCACCUUUUGUGCUGGUGCACCUAGUCUCUGCUGUGAGGCAUGGGACUGGACAGUGGCAUCUGGGUAACUUUUAAAUAUCUGAUUCUCUAGAACUUUUCAACCUGACAAGUGGGUUUGCUACGCUUAUUUUUCCUUGGAGAUAUGUUGACACCUGAACCAGGUUGUACCAAUUCAGUUAAUGCAGUCUUUCUCUUGCCCGUGUUAAUAGUCUCCCCACAUGAGCAGGGUAUGAGUCUGCAACCAAGGCUCCUGGCUGAGAUUUCUCUCCAGUUACUAAUGCCUGAAUAGGUCUAGCUUCCACUGACUGAUUAUGGCAGAUACAGAGUUGAGCAGGGCUGUUCAUCCUGGAUCUUCAUUUUAUUUGACCCGCACUAGUGUCACCGCACAACUGGGGUCUGGGGACUGUGCUGGGUGCUUGAAUGUGGUAUUUCUCUCUUCCUGCACAUGGACCCUCUGUGUGUAAUUGGUAACACCUCCUUUCUUCGUACCCCUUCUCUUUUUCAGUAUUUGAGUCCUUCAUUGAUUAUGUUGCUGUGGAACAGCUGGAUGGGGAUAAUAAAUAUGAUGCAGGAGAACAUGGUUUGCAGGUAUGCUACUCCUCAUGGAGGUCUGUGUGAUAACAAAUGUUUUCAGGAUAGUCCUGCAUGCUAAGUAUCAUGUUGGUAACCUCAGUUCUGUAAGUAAAGUUAUUGUUUCAGAGGGUGAUGUCAAUUCCACCAUUAAUGCAGAUGUUUCUUUCUUUAACAUGCAGGAGGCAGAAAAAGGUGUAAAGUUCUUAACGCUGCCACCAGUGUUGCAUCUACAACUCAUGAGGUUCAUGUAUGAUCCCCAGACUGACCAGAACAUCAAGAUAAAUGAUAGGUAAUCAAUAUUGUGUUGUAUUAAAGCCAAAAAUUAGAUACCUGUUAAUGCUAAAUUCUUAUCAGAAUUCUAGCUUGCCACAUUUAAAAUUUAUUCUGAAAAGCCAAAGAACAGCAGCAACACACAGCCCAAGGUAACGGUGAUUCCAGAACAUUGACUUAAUUUUGCAGUCUUGUUAAUUAUUGUUUGUAAUCUAAUCAUUGUGUGUAAAAGGAUUUAUCUUCAGGAAGCAUGGAGAUAAAUCCUUUUUGCCCAGCAUUUUUUCCAAAUUCCUGUUGUGUACAACACUUAGACACAUGGAAAUUAGUGGACAUGACUAACUGAGGCCCAGGAAUGUAAACUGGUCUACUUUGAGGAGAACUUCAAUCAAGAACAAUGCAUAAGUACAACACAUAGAUGUUAGAUAGUGCACAGUGAUAUUUGCAUUGAUGUUAUGAAACAGAUUUCAGAUGGAAUAUGUCAGCUGCAAUUCUGUGCAUAGUUACACAUACAUAGAUAGGUCUAGAAUGAGUUGAGGACUCCCAGUGCUGGCACAAGGUGUGUCUUGCCAUCUUGUGCCCCUCCAUGUUUUAUGAAGAUAGUUAGCUGAGUGGCAGCAUACAUGUUUUGCAUGCUGAGGGCCCAAAGCUCAAUCCUUGGCAUUUCUAGGUAGGGCUGGAAAGCUCCUUUGUCUGAAACCUUAAAGAGCUGCUGCAAGUCACUAUAUACCAGGGUUGGGGAACCUGUGAGCCUCCAAAUGUUGCUUGACUCUCAGCUCACAUCAUCCCUGGUCGUUAGACAUGCUAGCUACAGGGAAUUGGAAUCCAACCUCAUUUGGAGGGCCACAACUUAGACACCCCAUCCCCCAGUAUGUAAUAGUGAACUUGAUGGACUUGCUUGUUUUGGUAUAAAGCAUCUUCCUACACCUGUCUUUCUCACCUUUGUCAAAUGGGGUAAAGAUAUUCAGCUUCACUCUGCAUGCCUUCUGCAGGCUGCUGCUUUAGCUGUUGCAACGCUAGCAGAAGCUAAUGCAGUAACAGCUAAAGGUUGGGAUGGGGCAGAAAUCAGCACAAAUGGACACAGAAUCAGAGCCAAUGUGGGGAAACAUCCCUGCAGCAUUGUGUCUAUGCAUUUUUGCAACGCUGAAUAAAAAGUCAUUCAUCUGCUCUUGGUUCUCCACUGCAUCUUUGUGUGCAGUUAUUGGAAACAAGAGUGUAGUCUCAGAGCCUACAAAACUACUCCUUGAACCAUGACCUUUGGCAACACCCCGUAGGAUUCUUCCUUUGAUUGCAGAAAGUUUUGUGCCAGUAAAAUGUAGCACCUAUGAGCCCAGUUAGUGCAAUUGAUGUCAGAAAUGAUGUACUUACAAUUUUUCAACCUUUUCUUGUUCCAAGAGUUGUUUGUCAGCAUUCAUUCACAAAAAUAGUUCUUUUUAAAAAUAAAAAUUAGCCACAUGUAACACACUCUUUUUCCCCCAAAAAAUGAAAAACAGGUUUGAAUUUCCAGAUCAGCUGCCUCUUGAUGAAUUUUUGCAAAAAACAGACCCUAAGGAUGCUGCAAACUACAUACUUCAUGCAGUCCUAGUUCACAGUGGAGAUAACCAUGGUGGACAUUAUGUCGUUUACUUGAACCCUAAAGGUGAUGGAAAAGUAAGUAAUGAAAAAACAGCCAACCUUUUAAGUAUAGCUCCAUGAAGAUAUUCUAGUAUCCUUUUAAAAGCCUGCUGAAAAUCCUUUAAUAGAGCAACUUUGAAACCUUAGCUUAAGGUUUUUGUUACAAUAUAGGCUUCUAAGAAGGAGAGUCUACUCCAGAGAAAAUGUACAGGUCAAGUUCCACAAAUACAUGGCAUGGUUGGCUCACCUUUACUUCUGCUGGUGGCCUCUCCUGCCUCAUAGCGUGUUACUCUGGAGGGCCCCUUAUAUUUGGGCAGGGAGGGUGCACUGUCAAAGACAGUGGGAAACUGCAAAAUCUCUGUGUAAGCCUGAGCAUUUUGCUUCCACGCUUACUGCUCUCCAGAAAAUACUGCUUACUGCAUUUUGUAUUCUGAUACGGCCUAUGACUAAUAUAGAAAUAAGACUGAUCUGGAGCUUUAGGGCAGGAAUGGGGAACCUACUUCUCUCCAGAUACAACCGGACUCCAACUCCCAUCAUCCCUGAUAACUGAAGCUUAUAGGAGUUGGAGUCCAACAACAUCUGGAGCCACAAGUCGCCCCAUUUCCUCUUUAAGAUAACUAACUGCACAUUGGUAGCAUUUGAUUGCAGUAAGCUGAGAGGAGGACCAGGGUUAUGCUUGUUGCAAUAUGAAGUUAAUCUUGAAGGCAUAUUUAUGUACCAGCAAGUCAGCUAAAGGAAGCCCAGCCUAGCAUUUUUUAGACUUCAUAUCACCCACCUGCGUCCUGUGUAUCAGUUGAAGAACCACAGUGAAAGAAACACUACUUAAAUUUGUGUUUUUAGAAUCUCAAGUUAUAUUUCUCUUCUGCUUCAUUAAAUUCAACUUAAAGCUAUGCUUCUGGGGGUGGUUUGGGGGAAAUUGCAGCUUAGUGCUUUGGAGAAAACAACGAUGGCUUUUGAUGUAAGAUGGCACACUAACUUAUAUUUCUCAUUGAAAGAAAACUAACUGUUUUGGUUUUCCAUUUGACCAGUUCUGUGAGGUAUGCCACAUUUACCAUUUUAAAAGUGGGAAACUUAAGCUAGGAAGGAGACUUUACUGCCCGACAGAAGCAAGGCCAGCUCUCUUGAUUGGACCACGUCACAUAUAAGCUGAUUUAUCUUAAUUAAGGCUUAAGGUUGACUGAGGUUUCAGGAAAGUUUUGUAAUUUGAAUGACUAUUUGAAUAGUUCAUUUUUUGUACUAUCAGUUUUUAAUAUUGCAUCCAAACCAUUAUCAUGUUCUUCCAAGGAGAUAGAUAUGCAAUUUUAAAGACAUUUUAGGUUAGAUUAUACAUAUGAUGCUUAACUCUGUCAAAUGUUGUUUGUUUGUUUGUUUUCCUUUACAGUGGUGUAAAUUUGAUGAUGACGUUGUAUCUAGAUGUACAAAAGAAGAAGCAAUUGAGCAUAACUAUGGAGGCCACGAUGAUGACCUAUCUGUACGGCACUGUACCAAUGCAUAUAUGUUGGUUUAUAUCAGGGAGUCAAAAUUAAGUACGUAUCUUUUCUUCACUUCUGGGUAGCACCAGGGAUCAUCUUUCAAAAUAUACAGCAGACAUUCACAAUUAAACUCCCAAGUCUGUAUGCAUGCAAACCAAUGAUGAUUGGUUGAGCUGGGGUGCAGGAAGGAUAGUGUUUGCAUGAAUAUUACAUAUCAAAAAAUCAGGGUUUUCAUCGUGCUUGCUGCUUUUGUUUGGAUGACAGUAUUUGAAAAGGCGCAAUAAUUGUCACACUUCGUAUGUUCUAGGUGAGGUUUUGCAAGCAGUCACUGAUCAUGAUAUUCCUCAGCAACUAGUAGAACGGCUGCAAGAAGAAAAAAGAAUAGAGGCUCAAAAGAGAAAGGAGAGGCAAGAAGCCCACCUCUACAUGCAAGUACAGGUAAGCUUUGCCACCCCAGGAUCCUUUGCCUGGAAAUACAUACCAGUUCCUUUUGCAUUAUUUGUUGAUAAUGUUCACAUUUGUAUCCCACUGUAUAUGGAUGUGAGUUAGGUUAGUCUGAACGAAAGCAGCCCAAGGUCAGCUUCAUGGUGUUUAAACCUGAACCUCUCCAGUCAAAGUCCAGCACUCAGCUACCUGGUGUCUUGUGCUGAUAACCACUUAGAAUCCUAUUUUGGCAUUAAGUGCUUUAUAAUGAAUAAGAAACUGUGUCCAACUCAGUUAUCCUCAAAGAGUAGAACCAUUGAAAUGAAUGAACCUCAAUUAGUAUUGUCCAUUAAUUUCAGUGGGUACGCUCUGAGUAGGACUAGCAACGAAUGCCACCUUCUGCUCCAAACUGACCAGUGUGGUUGGGUUUAAAUUGUGACAUGGCCAAGAACAUCACCUGUUUUGUGUACUUGCCAUUUAUAAUGGCUAAUUGUACAUGACACUCUUUUUCCAAGUUCCCAAAACAAUGUAUAUAGAUUCCCUCUCAAUUCCUUGUGAUAAUUUUUAUUAAUAUAAGUUAACAUUAUUACUCUAUCUUACGUAUGUGGAGCUGCGGCUGAAAGAGAGUGACUUGCCUAUAAGAGCUUAGAUGUCAGCCAGGGACCUCUAAGUCACAGUUCAUGCUUCGAACCACAGUAGUACCCCAGUUUUCACUGCAGAUGUUUGUACACUAGCUUGCACUGUUACAAUUGUAGGAUGCCUGAAAAUUUCAGCAGAACUGCCUUGGCAGGGAAUCCUUAUGUUUGCUACAAGAAAUAACCACUUUGUGGGCUGGCCUUCACCGCAUGUAGCCAUAGGAUUGUUAGACUGCAGGAUAUUCUUACUGAGCAGUGUAAGAGCCCCUUGCUUGAGCCUUCUGUACUAAGCAGAAGUCAUUGAAAACACAUGAGCACAGCUGUGAUGCUGGAACCCAAACUGGGUAUUAAUGUUGGCAUAGGGAAACCUGGUCCUUUUGUGCUACUGCUAGGAUCCUCACACUGGGAUUUACAUGGGUCGGGGGCAUGCCAUGAUCCUAUAAGUCAGGUGUGGAGAAACUUUGGCCCUCCAAACGUUCAGCUCUGCAACUCCCAUCAGCCUCAGGAAGGGAUGAUAGGACUUGUAGCUGAGCUACAUCUGGAGCACCAAAAGGUUCCUCAAUCCUGUGGCAUGGUAAGGCCUUGAAGAAAAGAGGCUAAGCUUCAGUUGUGAACUCCUGCAAUUGCUUGGCGAUUUCAAUAACAAAUCAUGUUUUGUAAUUUCAGAUAGUAACAGAGGACCAGUUCUGUGGCCAUCAAGGCAACGACAUGUAUGAUGAAGAAAAAGUGAAAUACACUGUGUUCAAAGUGCUGAAAAAUUCAACACUAGCAGAAUUCGUUCAAAACCUGUCUCAAACAAUGGUGAGCUUUCUGUGAGAGACCUUAGCCAAUCAGUUGUGUUACUUUUUAUGGAACCGUUUGUAAUUCUGUAAUGACUGACCUCUUUCUAAAUGUCACCCCCCACCAUCACCUUUGUAGGGCUUUCCACAAGAUCAAAUACGGUUGUGGCCAAUGCAAGCCCGAAGUAAUGGGACAAAAAGGCCAGCCAUGUUAGACAACGAAGCUGAUGGCAAUAAAACUGUGAGUGUGCCGUGGUAGAGGGAAUGUUAAUUCUAAAUUUUGUUGUAGCACUUAUGCAUUGAGCAGUAAAACAUGCACCAGUGAAAUAAGAGAUUCUUUUUCUUAAUACAUGUCAGUGAAGUCCUGGUUGAAUGUUUAAUUCUUUUGUAACUCGGGUCCUCUAGAAAGUUAAUAAUCAUUUUAUAACCUCUUGAUAAUAGGGCAGCGUUUCCAGAACUUCAAUAGAAUGGGAUGUAAGGAAUUGUCUCAUCUGGAGGUUGGCAAGAUUGCUGUUCAGAUGCCAGAAAGGCAUGACUUGUUUUGAAAUGUUAGAACACCUAUCCUUGCCUCAGUGCAUUCUGAUAUAGGGGUGAGGGUAGAGGUGGAUACUCAGCAGGAUCUAAACAGAGCCAAAACAUGGAUCUCAUUGUAGAGAUGUACUUCACUAGGAAAAUGCUUUAUCACUGCCCCUUUAGAUGGAUGUAGUGAAUGGCGACAACUUCUAUAGCUUUGAAAGGGGGUUAGAUAACUUCACAGAUUAAAAGUUACUAGCCACAUUGACUUUGUUCUAUCUCCACCGCGGGAGGCAAUAUGCCUGUGAAUACAGGCAGGGCCUCCCCACUUGUGUGUGAUCAGCACGCGCACUCCCACUGACAGACGCACCAUCUUUAAAGCCAAAAAGAGGCGGGGGCAGAACAGGGGAAUCCCUACUCAUGCACAUCCUGGUAUAGAACCUCGGUAUAAGUGGGGAUUCCUCUGUACCAGUUGCUGGGAAUGUUAGUUGGAAGAGAGUUGUGGCAUGAGAAGGGGUGUGUGAUUGCACACUUCCCAUAAGUAUCCGUUUGGCCACUGUGAGACCAAGGUGGUAGACUAGAUAGGCCACUGGCCUGAUCCAGCAGCCAGGCUCUUGUCACAUCUCUAUAUUUCAGGGCACCUUGAUCAAUGGCUCCGGCAACCUAUUUGUCCAAAAAUUAUUAUUAUUUUCUCUAAGCAGCUGUGGGGCUGAUGUAGGCAUGUUUGUUUGUCAUCUUUUUAUCUCGCCCCUCCUCUAAGUAGUCCACAGCAGUAUUUCACACUUUCAAACAACCUGAUGCCACCAUAACAAAUAUAUACUGAAUAAAGCAUUUCUUCACAGUGUGACCUCUUCCCCUCCCCACCCCAAUCUGGUGUCUUUCCUUAAAUUCACAGAUGAUUGAGCUCAGUGACAAUGAAAACCCAUGGACAAUAUUCCUAGAAACUGUAGAUCCAGAAAUGGCUGCUACAGGAGCAACAUUACCCAAGUUUGACAAAGACCGUAAGCAUACGUUUAAGAUGUUGACCUGAUUCCUAAGAUCCUUGUGGCUACCUUCCCACAUAUCCAAGUUAUUUUGUGUCUGUUUGUUAUCACCGAGAAAAUCAUUCCCCUCUCCCCGCAAAAUAGCAGUUCCCUGUACCACAUGGCAAGCUUCUUUUAAACCUGAGGGAAGUUUCGCAUGUAGUGUCCAUUAUGCUCUGGGAAUCUUCCAUUCAAGGCGAAGAAGUCAAAAAUUCCACUAGGAAUACCCAAGCCAUUUGGAUCCCAGCCAUUGGAAUGUACAGAAGCUUAUGACUUUUGUAUCCAUUUUGCUUGGAAGUGGAGUGUACAAGUUUUCAGGUGACACAAAGUUGUUCUGAGAGUGAAUAAAUAGCUGUCACUUUGAAAUUACAGCACAGACUGCAAAUUUGCAUUUUAGAAAUCUCUUUAGGUAGAUAAGAGCCUGAUAAUAAAAACUCUUUUAUGCUUAGGAUAGUGUUCAAUGAAGUAGUUCUAUUAUCUCAAGGACUUCUGGCUGUGCAACAGAACUGCCCAUCCUCCCAACCCUCUCAUCAUCCUGUGCCCCUUUCUAAAUCUGUUUUGUGAUUCUCCCCAACCCUCCAGAACAGAUUUGGUAGGGCAUGGAGAAAGGAAAGGGAAGAGUUCUGUUGCACUAAGGCAAGGAUGUGGAACCCUUUUUUUCAGUCUGAGGACCACAUUCCCUUCUGGACAACCUUCUGAGGGCCAUGGUUGGCAUGUGUCUGUUUCUGGAGACAACGGAGGAGUGCACCUUUGGGGGGUGAAGUCAAACUGUUGGAAGGUUACAGCGCCUGCUGUGGCUGUAGACACUGAUGUGGGAGAGACAUGUUUUGUUGCAGCUGGGGCAUGUGAAGGUGUCCGGUUGUGCUGCUGCAGAAGUACCAUGGCGUUUCUUCUCUCUGCUCUCCUCCUAGUGGUCAUUCCUCCUGUGGUCACUGGUACGGAUGCACGAACUGUCUGUCUGUCUCCAGGCACUGUCUGCAGUCAUCUCCAAGGGAUUCCCACACGGCAGGGUAGAUAUUGCCAGCCUUCAUGUCAUAUUUGCAGACGUCUUUGUAACGCAGAAUUGGUCUGCCAAUGGGCCUGGUGCACCUGGGUGGAAGAGUGAAUGUAAAUUUUACCUUUGUGUACAGUAGGUUCAUUUCUGCAGGUACACACCCCUCUCUAUCGUCCAUUCAGAGAAAAAUGGUAUUAUCAGAGUUUAAGGACUCAUUCCAACUGGGCAAACCAUUUUGGCUGAAAAGUAAAACCAGUGAGGGGUGGGGCCUGAAGGACCAUAUUUGGCCCUUGGGCUAGAGGUUGUCCACCCCUGUGCUAAUGGAACUACUUCAUUGGAUAACGAAGUAUCCAUACCAUUUCCCCUCUUCUUGAUUUAAAGAAAGUGUUCCUUAACCUGCACAAAAGUAACUUGUCCUCAAACGGAGGCUUUCUUCUGCUACAAACUUUUGUUUCUCAAUUUGUAGAUGAUGUAAUGCUGUUCCUGAAGAUGUAUGAUCCAAAGACACGGAGUUUGAAUUAUUGUGGACAUAUCUACACACCUAUAUCCUGCAAAAUACGUAAGUCCGCAAGGUUAUAGUUGCAAAAUGCUGUGAAACUACAUAUGUUAGUGCUACAGCCUACCUGAACUCAGCUGGUUGAGUAGCUUCAUCAUUUUAUCUUUGUUGUGUUAUAAACUUGAAGAUGGAAUGUUUAAAAAGCAGGAUGUUGUAAGAAAUGUCUGUCCCCUCCCAAAUUUGGAGUAGGAAAUGGUAAAUACUCUUUCUUUUCUUUUCCUUAAAGGUGACUUGCUGCCGGUUAUGUGUGAAAGAGCAGGAUUUCCCCAAGAAUCUAAUCUUAUCCUCUAUGAGGUUUGAAUCACUUACUAUUCCUUAAGCUAGGUCACAAUGUUAUGCUUGUUCGUUUAGAAACUUUUGCUGAAGUACUGUGUAUCAUUACAACAAAGGAGUCUCAAAAUUCCAUGAUUGCAAGAUAGACACAAUGCAACCUGAACUAAGGAAUUUCUUGAAAAAUUGAAUUUCUGUAAAAUUACUUUCUUUAAAAUGAAAAGCUCACAUCUAACAAAAACUACACAGUUUCAGACUGUUACAAAAUUGUUCCCUAGUGUCAAUAAUGUGAUUAUACCCCCCCUAAAAUACACCAUUUGAAUAAUAAAUUUCACCCAGCUUAAAAAUACUUUGUGGAAUCCAGUGUUGCUCUAUUAUAAACAUCAUUAGGUGAAUCCCGCCUACUGCUCAGAGUAGACCCAUUGAAAUUAAAGAACCUUCCUGGUUUGCUGCUUCUCUUGUGUAAAAGGUCUGUGUGUAAUCAAAAUGAUGCUUCAUGUUUUGGCUUAUGAAGCUGAGAUGUCAUUGUCUGCACUUUGUCUUUGGAGUGUUUGGUGUGUGUACUAUUGAUACCUCUCCUUGUGGCUGCUGUCACAGUACACUGUGUAUGUAUGAAUGGAAACAACACAACAUUUUAAAAUUUGGAUUGGAAGGAAAUUUGUUCCUCCUUGAUGAUAACUGUCUUGUGAUAUCUCUUUCCUUUUUGCCUCAGGAAGUUAAGCCGAAUUUAACGGAGAGAAUUCAGGACUAUGAUGUUUCCCUUGACAAAGCUCUUGAUGAACUCAUGGAUGGUGACAUCAUUGUGUUUCAAAAGUAGGUUAUCACUGAGGCUUACUACAAUCAUUCACCACACAAGCUUUGCAGUGCUUUUUUUUUAAUAGAAUCGGUAUAGAAGUCUGCUUGAUAGCUUGAACCAGUGGUCAGGAACUACCAACCCCUCCUUGUCCCUGCACCUACCUGUCCUAGAUAGGCUAAAGUGGAGAAAUCUCCCAGGCAAAUUUGAUUAUUGUUGUGUUCAGGGCAGGGGAGCGUGGCUUUGGCAGGUUUGGGGGCAGCUGGAAGAAAGAUGGAAGAGAAUAAAGUGGGGAGAGAAACGGGUAGCAAAAAAGGAAAAUAGGUGGCUCACCAUCAGCUCCAGUACUACCCACUGCUGAUUCUGGCCUCACUCGCCCUGGUUUGUGGAAUGCAAUCCUUGACAUAAGGUUCCCAAUGCUGGUUUGAACCUACAAAGACUCUGUUUUCAUUUGUCACAUAGAUGAUGUAAUUUUCACCAUAAAUGGUUUAUUUGGAGGGAGCACUGUGUCAACCCCCUGUUUCCCAGAGGAAUAGGCUCAUGUAUGUUCAUAUAGAUCAGUGGUUCCCAAAGUGGGCAGGUCUUUCCCCAGGCAGGCGGUGGGAUUACCUGAGGGGGGCACUAAGAGUCAUGGGGGGCAGCAGGGGGUGUUGAAGUUGGGCCCCUCCAAGUGUGUGGAUUGUUCAUUUAUGAUUGACCAGUCUAGAGCCUAGAGCAAACAGCUUCAUGCUUAAACUUGCUGCUCUUAAUCGCAUUCAAAAUGAUUUCCUUUGGUCAUGUUUGUUUGUUUGCAUUUAUUAUUCUGAGUUGUCACAAGUCACAAGUUGGCCAAUUAUUGGUAAUAGCUAUUGAUUUUCCUAUAAAUUAGUUACAGUAGGUGGAGGUUUGUACAUAUUUGGUAAGAGGUUAUAUAUAAAUAUUUUAAGCUAAUUUUCUUCACACUUACGUUUUCAUUAGUAAGAAUGUGUAAAGAUGCUUUUCAUGCAAUAUCAUCUCUGGAUCAAGUUCAUAAAUUUUGUUGAAUUAAUUAAACUAAAUAGUUUCAAACUGGAUUUUUAAUAAAUGUGCGAUUCAUUGUUAUGGGUUUGAAUGUUAUUGUGUUAUUAUCUUCCUUAGUGGGUUGUGUAAACAGCUAUUCUGAAUAAUAGGUAAAGGACACUGGGGAUGAGUUUAUGGAACCCCCAGGCAGGGCUGGGGAAUGGCCCCAAAAGACCUGUCUGUGCUUUGUCUAGAAACUCCCUUUAUGCAGCCCAGAUCUAUUCAGCUGCUUUGGAUUAUUUCUGAAGGCCAUGCAAAAAGCUUCAAGGUUUUAAAGACUUCCUGCGUCAUCUGAGCUUUUAAACAACCUUUGUGUAGUUAAACCAGCUGCGAUCUUUUUUGUUAACAGGGAUGACCCUGAGAACGAUAGCAGUGAGCUACCAACAGCAAAAGAGUACUUCAGAGACCUUUACCACCGAGUUGAUGUCAUCUUCUGUGACAAGACCAUCCCCAAUGAUCCCGGUUUUGUUGUCACAUUAUCCAACAGAAUGAAUUAUUUUCAGGUACAGUAAGCCCCCAACUUACACAGGGGUUAUCUUUGGGGAACUUGCCUAAAGCUAAAACCGUGUAUAGUCAAAAAACAUUGGGUUCCCUAGUGGGUGGGAUUGCCAAAGCCUUUUUUCCUGGAGGCCUCCCUUCUUUCUGCCUCUUUUCUGCCAUACACACACACACACACUUUUUUUUUUGCCGAGCGCAUAAAGCUGAAUGUGCAUAAGUGAAAUGUGCGUAAGUUGCGGGUUUACUGUAUUAAAUAUACUCCCUUACAUUUCCAUCAAUGAAAUUAGGUGCAAAACCAUCAGAUUGGCGAACGUCUUUGAAAAUAAUGCCCCUUUAUUCCAGAUUGUGGUAGUCACAUAAAAUAUUUCUGGAAUGAGACAUAUGAAACUUGCUUUAAACCAGGCCAGACCGUUGCUUCAUUUAGCUCAGUGUACCAGGUGGGGUAUUCUGACAGUGCACCACCCUUCUCCAACUUAACAUGUUAUAGUCACCUCUUCCACUUUGUUCUCUCCUGCACGUGUACUGUAACUUUGUUCUUACUUAAAAUUAAAGCAAACCAUGAGCCCCGUCUUGUACUAAAAGGGCUCCAAUGCUCAUUAGCAGCAAGUAUCUUUCAGACAAAAGUGAGAAAACCUAAGCAUUGUGGACUGUUCCGAGUGUAAUCUCAAAUUCACUGUCUUACCUUUACCAAAUACUGGGCUUCUUUCUAUUCUGAUUUUUUAAAACAUUUAUUUUCCUAGGUUGCAAAGACAGUCGCCCAAAGGCUGAAUACAGACCCUAUGCUACUACAGUUUUUCAAGUCCCAAGGGUAAGAAGCAAUCAUCUGAAUUAAUAUUUCAGCUGUAGUGCCUUUUAUGCAGUUUUAGCACAGUACAGUGGUACCUCUGGAUAUGAACGGGAUCCGUUCUGGAGCCCCGUUCGCAUCCUGAAGUAAACGUAACACGCGCCUGCGCGGGUCGCGUUUCACCGCUUCUGCGCAUGCACACGAUGCCAUUUUUGAGCGUCUGCGCAUGCAUGAGAGGUGAAACCCGGAAAUAACAUGCUCCGUUACUUCUGGGUCGUCGCGGAGCUCAACCAGAAAAUACUUAACUUGAAGCUACUUCAACUUGAGGCCACAGAGGGAAGUGAGAAGAAAGGGGGGGGGGAUCAUUUUUUAAAUUAAAAAAAUCCUGAUUGGCUGGCUAUCUGCUUGGCCAAUCACAAGCAGCUAAGGGGGCAACCCACUAGAGGGCAGUCUAGCACUUCUUUUUGCCACAUGCGUGUCCUGGUUUAUUUCUAGUGUAAGAGGGGAAUCGCUGAAGCUCCUGUUUUUGACCACUGCUUGUAGCUGCCGCCAGUGCAGUGCUGUGCUAGUUGGCAGCCUGUGCGUGACUCCAUAAGGCGCGGGGUUCAAUCCACCCCAGUGCCUAGCAGAUCAGGGCCUUUGGAUGCUGCCGAGGGGUGCAGGGCCCGUCGGCAGCAUCUGCCUGGCUCUGCAAGGCGCGGGGUGAAAUCCACCCCAGCGCCUAGCCAAGCAGGGUCGUCUGGUACUGCUGACUUUCAUCUAGUAAAUAACUAAGUGCCUACUCAGAAGAAAGGGACGUGGGUGGCGCUGUGGGUUAAACCACAGAGCCUAGGACUUGCCGAUCAGAAGGCUGGCGGUUCGAAUCCCCGCGAUGGGGUGAGCUCCCAUUGCUCGGUCCCUGCUCCUGCCAACCUAGCAGUUCGAAAGCAUGUCAAAGUGCAAGUAGAUAAAUAGGUACCACUCCAGCGGGAAAGUAAACGGCGUUUCCGUACACUGCUCUGGUUUGACAGAAGCGGCUUAGUCAUGCUUAGCUUAGCCACAUGACCCGGAAGCUGUACGCCGGCUCCCUCGGCCAGUAAAGCGAGAUGAGUGCCACAACCCCAGAGUCGGCCACGACUAGACCUAACGGUCAGGGUUCCCUUUUUACUCAGAAGAAAGCUGCACUGAGUUCAGUGGGCCUUAACAGGUAAAGGUAAAGGGACCCCUGACCAUUAGGUCCAGUCAUGACCGACUCUGGAGUUGCAGCGCUCCUUACUUCCAGGUAAAGGAGCCAGGGCUCCUCCAGAUGACAAGAUCAUUUUGCACUAGGUUAGUGAGGACCACUUGCUUUUUAAAAUUCUCCCAUAUAUACAGAAAUCCCUGUGCGCCUUUUGCAGACCCUCCAAGUGUCUCUAUUUUCCAGAGGCAAUUCCUUUCUGGUAGGAUGGUGGUGGUGGGGCACAGGAAGGGAAAAAGUUCGGAAGGGGGGCAUGGUUGAGAAAAAUUUAGGAAACACUGCCCUAGAGUAACCUAGUUCUGUGCCCUCUUCCCCAAAUCUCCCAGUUUUGUCAUAUAUAGAAAGAACAUAAUGAGAGGGAACCUUGCACAGACUAAAAGCUUGGGACAAAGCACAGUAUCAUAAUUGCAUCAAUUAAAACACAAAACAGUGAUGCAGCUUUUAACUCUUCCUCAAGUUUUAUAGUCAAUAUGGUAAAAGUUAUAGUAGCAGCACUGACAGUAAUAUGUCAAUCUUAAGAUGAUGGUCCAAGAAAUUCUCUGCAGAUGAAUAUGAGCCUGCCUAAGCCCUUCGUUUCUCAUUGGAGGCCCUCUUCUGGGCCUUAUGGCUAUCUAAAGUUUAGUGGAUAGUGACUGGGGUAGGGUAGGGGUUUUCUCAGUUGUGUCGCCCAACUGUACAGAUUGUGAGCACCGAACUAACUUUGUGUUUCAAAAAUCUUCUUUCCUGGCUUCCUUGUUCAGUUAUAGAGAUGGCCCAGGUAACCCUCUUAGACAUAAUUAUGAUGGAACUUUAAGAGAUCUCCUGCAGUUCUUCAAGCCUAGACAGCCCAAGAAACUUUACUAUCAGCAGGUAGGAGACUUCCUUGUCCAUAUAUGGAGGAAGAUUCUUUGGUUCAUCUGCAUAAUGACAACAUUUCUUUCCCCCCUCUCUCCUCCCUAGCUUAAAAUGAAAAUCACAGACUUUGAAAACAGGAGAAGUUUUAAGUGCAUAUGGUUAAACAGCCAGUUUAGAGAAGAGGUAAGUUGUUUUUCCUUGAAAAUAUCGAACCUAGCCUGCAAUCAAAGAAGUAGGAUUGGACGAUUAGUUUAAAUGCAUUCGCAGAUUAAAAUUUGCCCCACAAUUGUUUCCUGUGAGGCAGUGAUUGCAAAAUAUUGGUAAGUUACAAAAUUUCAAUUCUGACAUCCCUUUUUCUCAUAAUGCAAAAAUACAAUGCCUUGAUAUUUCCAAAACUGAAAAUGAGUUUUUUCCUGUCUAAAGUAUUGAUCUUUCAUGUCAUUACUCAGUGCCAUAAAAUUGUGGUUUCCCUAUGUGAACUUCUACCUGAGUAAUUGCACAACAGGGUUGCAAUUUGUCCAUUAUGUAUCGCAUAAAGGGUGUAAUUAAUAGACAAGCUGUACGUGUUUUGAAGGGAAGUUGCCUAUGUUGCAAGCCCCAUGUUGAAAGUCAUGUUGAAACUUUUUAUGUUCUAUGCUUCAUUUCCUCAUGUUUGUCAUAGCAUUUUAUUUCUUGACUGAUUCCCUUCUCUCUCCCCCCCUUUAAUGUUUGUUUAGGAAAUAACACUAUAUCCAGACAAGCAUGGGUGUGUACGGGACUUAUUAGACGAAUGUAAAAAAGCUGUAGAACUUGCUGAGAGAGGUUCAGGGAAAUUAAGGCAAGUGCUUGUUCAUUUACUUUCAUAUCACUUCUUGAGAGGGAUGUGUGGGUAGCCCUUAAUGAAUGUCACUCUUAUGAAGGUAGUUCAAUAAAGAAGCUACACUUCUCAGCCUGCUCCAAACAGAUCGCUGCACUAGUCCUGCCCUGGACACCAGUUACCUGCUUGUGCAUAUAGGGAGUUCUUUGGACGAGGGGAGGGCAGGAACAGCACAGGGUUGCAAUGUAUGGACUGGGUGAGAAGGCCAGCCAUAAUCCCUUUUCCCUUUGCGACUGCUGUACACAUAAGUAAGGCUUAUGUGUGUACCUCAGUGCUUUUUUGGGGGGGGAUGCAGGGGUACGCAUACCCCUAAACAUUUUGUGAAUCUAAGUUUGGCCUCAUUGAGGGACAUUAUUUCAAUAUGAGUAGGGAAAUGAGAGUACUCCUAAACAUUUUUUUUUAGAAAAAAGCACUGGUGUACCUAAACAUCUUUACAAAACAGAAUCUUUAUUUUGUUGUAAACCUGGAAUGCUUUCCCAUAUUCUUGAAUGAAUUCUUCCACAGUUCACCUAAUAACAUUCCAAAUGUCAAAUAAAGUAUCUCCAGCAUCAGACAUUAACCAAAACUCCCUAAAGAAGUGGGAAACUUUUGGUCCUCCAUAUGUUGUUGGACUACAACUCCCAUCGGUCUUGAGACCGAAGAUGGCAGGGGUUGAUGGGAGAUGUUGUUUAGCAACAUCUGGAGGGCCAGAUAAUUAGCUCAGCAGAACUCGAUGUCUACUCCACUUAAGACAUUGGGUACCAUCUGCUGGGAGCUGCUUUUGCACAAGCCCAGUCAGUGCAAAAGGAAGUUUGUCCCAUGACACUGUUGGUUUAUAUAGACCACUAACCCUAAUACUUAGUGUUUUUACUUAAUCUAUUUCUCUUCUCUUGUUAAGGCUGCUAGAAAUUGUAAGUUACAAAAUAAUUGGUGUCCAUCAGGAAGAUGAAUUGUUAGAGUGUUUAUCACCAGCAACAAGUCGAACGUUUCGAAUAGAGGUCAGUGUGGUGUGAAAUGUGAAUAUUUGAACUAUCAUAGUUAACAGCUCCAAGUUUUCGUUAUUGAGGCCAUUGGCAGACAUAAUGUGUCUAGAGCAGGAGUCUAAGUUAGUUUAGUUAACUAUGUCCAUUUUUAAAUUUCUGCUCCAUUUUCUCUCUCUCUCUCUCUGUCUCUGUUUUAAAUUUUAUUUUAUUUUAGCUGUGUUUUGUGCCCAAUUUCAUUAUGUUAACACCACGUUUGGUUAAGCAUUUUAUAAAUCUUUCUAAAUAAAAAAAACAAAUAAAUAGCAACAAUGGAUGGUGGCCAUUCUACCUCAUUAGCAUUUGCAGCAACCUUCCCCAGCUAAGUUGCAGGUGGGUGGGGCUUACUUCUUCCUACCCCAAUGAAGAGGAACCAGGAAGUCUCCUUAUCAGGGCCCAAUUCAUCUCUAGACACAAAGAGAAUAUUGAAUAAGUUGUGCUGCUGCUGUGGCUUUCAUUAUUUCACGAGUUUCAUUUUUUAAAAACUCAGUUUCCAUUUCUGGUGUUGUGUCUUCUUUUGUUUCUGGUGGUACAUCUGCCUGAUGCGCAAUGUGUGCUGCUGUCUUUGAAUGCAGGAAAUCCCCCUGGACCAGGUAGAUCUAGAUAAGGAGAAUGAGAUGCUCAUCACAGUGGCUCAUUUCCAGAAAGAGGUUUUUGGGACGUUUGGCACUCCUUUCUUGCUAAGGAUACACCAGGUGAGAGUCCUGUUUCUCUUAACUAUGUACUAUUGCAACACAGGUGGUUUCUGGUAGCCUUCACCAAUGUUGUGCCAUCCUGGUUUGCUGCAGGGCACCACAUUGGAGAAGACUGGUGUUGCUAGAAGGGAAAGUUUGUUGCAUUAUAUCGUGGAUUAUCCAGGAGUAGCAAUAGUCACCUGCGGUCAUUGUUUCUUGUAUGCAUAUUUUAUUCAGCUUCUGUGAUUUGGGUGGCCUUACAUAAAUUGGUCAUCUAGUUCCUUUUGUCUGUAUUUAGAGGUUCGCUGAUACCCAAGUUUGGCUAAGUACAUUUUAGUACAUGUUCAGUGGCAUCUUUAGCCACAUAGGUUUCAGAACUUGGGCAUUGAUUUUUUUGCACUUCUGGGGUUGUGCUUUUCUGCCUAGGGUGAACACUUUCGAGAGGUGAUGAAGAGGAUUCAGACAGUGCUGGACAUCCAGGAGAAGGAAUUUGAAAAGGUAUUGCCUCAGCAGAUCACUCAGGAAGAUUUUGCUCAGCAUAGCAUAGCUUCUGAAGGGACCUGCGUCUUUUAGCCCUGCCAACAUGAAUGUCUCUUACAAUUCUGCAAGUGCUCCUCUUCCCCCUGCGUCCCCACACAGGAAGUCGCUCUCUGCAUAUUUUGAUGCUCUGCGAUUUGAGGGUGGGAUUUUAGGAAGUCCUGCCCGGUCUGGCAUCAGCAUCUGUGUACUGGAACCACCUUUGUGGAAGUUGUUAAUGUUUGACAUUUUAUUAUGUUUUUAUAUUGUGCUGGAAGCCACCCAGAGUGACUGGGGAAACCUAGCCAGAUGGGCAGGGUAUUAUUAUUAUUAUUAUUAUUAUUAUUACAGUGGUACCUCGGGUUACAUAUGCUUCAGGUUACAUACGCUUCAGGUUACAGACUCCACUAACCCAGAAAUAGUACCUCGGGUUAAGAACUUUGCUUCAGGAUGAGAACAGAAAUUUUGCAGUGGUGGUGCGGCAGCAGCGGGAGACCCCAUUAGCUAAAGUGGUGCUUCAGGUUAAGAACAGACCAGCGGAACGAAUUCAGUACUUAACCCGAGAUACCACUGUAUUAUUAUUAUUACUACUACUACUACAGUUGUACCUUGGUUUUCAAACAGCUUAGUUCUCAAACAUUUUGGCUCCCGAACACCGCAAACCCGGAAGUGAGUGUUCCAGUUUGCGAACUAUUUUUGGAAGCCGAACAUCCAACAGGGCUUCCGAUUGGUUGCAGGAGCUUCCUUCAGCCAAUCAGAAGCCGAGUUUGGUUUCCAAACAUUUUGGAAAUCAAACAGAAUUCUGGAACGGAUUCCAUUCGACUUCCAUCGUAUGACUGUAGUAUUAUCAUCAUCAUCAUUAUUAUAUCUUGCAUAUAUCAAUAGCUGGUAGAGCCCGGCCUCCCCACCCCCUGCCAGUCCCUGCACAGAUGGUGAGAACCACUGAGCGAGCCCCCUCCAAAAUUAACCCCACCAAACACUUCCCAUCAGGCCUGUAUCACCUCUAUCUUAAUUCCCCAUAAUUCUGCCGGGGGGGCUCCACGACAUUGUAUUACGGGACAUUAAAGAUAGUGAAUGCCUCAAUCCAAGCAGCCACUGGGCUCCGCUAGGAAACGCAGUGGCACUGCGAGGUAAGGUAAAGUGUGAGUCAGUUGACAGCCACCUCAGUCAUGGUGGCACAAGGAGGGGCAACACCAGGGGGCCAUCUCCACUGGUGCUAGGAUAGUGGGAUCCUGCUUGUAAUGUAAUAGGAGAUCAAAUUUUACUGUCCUGGCAAUGGGAAAGGCAAGAAGCCCAGCACAGCUGAACCUCCUGUGCCCUCCAGAUGUUGUUGGAUUCCAGCUGCUGUCAGCCCCAGCUGCCAGCAUGGCUAGUGGAGGUCGCCAGGUUGCCCACCUUGGGAAUUGGCACUUGUCUACGGUGUGUGUGUGGGGGGGUGCUGAUAGUAAACAACUAAAUGGGAACACUAGCUUUGGCCUGUUUCCAUGCUGUUUGUUAGAAUCACAGAUUUCGAAGGGACUCAAGUGUUGGAUUCUAGUCCAACCCCCUGCAAUGCAGGAAUCUCUGCUAAAGCAUCCAUGACGGAGGGCCACCAAACUCUGCUUAAAAACCUCCAAUGAAAAAGAGUCCACCACCUUCCAAGGGAGACUGGGUUGAGAGAUGAGAGCCAAGAAAAUGCAAGCAUAAGACUGGGAGGCUUUGAAGUCUACGAAAAUAAUUUUCUUAACAAUACUCCUUGAGAAAUUAGCAUUUGAGCUCUGACGUUUUUAUUUAUUUAUUUGUUCUUUCUGAAGUUUAAGUUUGCCAUUGUAAUGAUGGGUCGACACCAGUAUCUAAAUGAAGAUGAAUAUGAAGUGAACUUGAAAGAUUUUGAGCCCCAACCUGGUGAGUGUCCAUUUAUUUACUUUGCUUCUAGGAGGGGUUUAUGGUUUUUUGGCUCCUUGAAGAUCAAUGGGGCAGACUUCCAUGUGUGGCAUUUAUUCUCUCACCUGCUCAAUGUCUUGCCCUCCAAGGUGAACACAGCCCACCAACUCCGUAUAUUAGCAUAUGUUUUGUCAUGGAAGCCUGUGUUAGAGUGACAACUUUACUCAGUGCAGCAUCCAGUGAAGUUGUUCCAUUAGUGCUAGGACUUGGCUGUGCAACAGAACUUCCCCUCUCUCUCUUCUUCCCAUGGGCCCCCUAAAUCUGUUCUGGGGGUUCCCCCCUUGCUGGCAGAGCUGAAUCAGGGAGGACAUUCACAGGGAGAGAGGACAGGGAGGGGAAGUUCUUCUCACUGACAGAACCACUCACUGAAUGCCACCCUCAGUUCUUGACAUUCCAAAUUUUGUACAAAACAAUCUGAAAGUGUGUUCAUUCUGUCUCUCCCUCUCCCUCUUUCUCGCUUCUUUCUUCUUUGUUCUUCUUCUUCCCUUCCAGGCAACAUGUCUCAUCCCAGGCCAUGGCUAGGGCUUGACCAUUUCAACAAAGCCCCAAAGAGAAGUCGCUACACGUACCUUGAAAAAGCUAUUAAAAUCCAUAACUGACUUACCCUCUCCAGUUUGUUCGAGGCAAAAGGGGCAACAAUGUGUGUGUGUGUGUGCGUGCGUGUGUGCGUGUGUGUGUGUGCGCACCUUUUUAACAACUGUAGGACUUUUGGUACACGUGCACUCGGAUCGGAAGUCUCCAGCAAGAGGAUUUGCUGCUGAUUUAUUAAUUUUAUUUUGAGGCUGUUCAGUUUGGCUUCUCUGUAUCUAUUAUUGACUGCCCUUUCUUUUCUUUUUUUCUUUUUGAGCAAAAAUGAAGGUGUUUUAUAAAAGCUUGGGUGCCAAUGAGAGUUUUUAUGGGAAAUGUAAACAAAGCGAGAUUGUCAGCAUAAGAAGGAAAGGGUUGAGUUAGAGCAGUUGACAUUGGCGAAAUAUUGUCUGUAGUACGUUAACUGGACAGCCUUUUCUGGCUGACCUCCCCCUCCCUUGCCCUCCCCUCCUUCCUCCCCCACUUCCCAAAUGCGUGGUACCUGCCAUCACUGCAGCUAGUUGGCGCUAUGGUUAGGCUCACGCCCAAUUUCUUUCCUUCAGUUAUAUACUUUAAAUGACAUUUUUGUGCAUUUGUAAAUGCAAAGAGAAACUCACAUCAUCAAUAAAUAGCAAUCUCUACUUCAUUGUGUACACUGUUGGCACUUAUUCGAGGGGGGGGAGAUUUUGUCUCUUCAAUCAGCCUAGAAUUUCUCUUUUUAUUAUUAUAAUAUUAUUAUUAUUAUAAAUAAAUGGAUUUUGAGUCAAAUUUGUUUUUCUCACAUCACCUUUUGCCAAGGAAGAAGUUGGGGAACCCCCCCGAAGGAGGUGCAGUGUAUUUGUAUCCCUUUAGAAACGGUUUGAGAGUAAAAUCCCUUGGUUGCAGUGAGAUUUACAAGCAUAGUACCAACUUCCCAGAGAAUCUGAAGAAGGAAAAGGCAUCUGUUUUAUAAUUAAUUUAGUUAAUCUGGGAAGACAUAGGAAGACAAAACAAAAUAGCCUUUUAGCACUGAGGGCAUGUUCACUAGCAUUUAGUAAGCUGUUGACUUUGUAAAAAAUACGGGGGUGGGGCUUGGGAGGGGGAAGAAAACAAAUUGUAUAUUUAACAGAGGAACAUGUACAAUUUAACAUUUGGGGUUCCUUUGGGGGGCGGCUGGGGGGCAGGGUGAGUCUGCAAGUGAAUUUCACAGAUGUCAAUAUUCAUUGUGUGUAGUUUUAUUUCAGUCCCCAGACUGCUUUUCCAUUUUAGUUUGGAGCUACAAGCAGCCCCAUGUGUCUCUCCUAAGUUUUUGAGUGCGGUAAAAAUAUAGAAGCAGCAAUUUACACUCCCCCGCCCAAGAUUAUUUCUCAUUCUUUCUCUUCUUCCCCCCUCCUCCAUUCCCUCCUGCCAAUAUUUUAUUUUGUUUCUGUAGCUGCGGUGUGCAACAAUUCUUCCUGUAUAUUGCCUUUUUUUUCUUUUUUUGCUGGAAAAAAAUGUUGUAUGUUGAAUAAAAAUUUUCUAUAAAAUUUU